Xyrichtys novacula (pearly razorfish) is the source of this 63510-nucleotide messenger RNA. The record is from the annotation of a GenBank genome assembly. NCBI's taxonomy places the organism in Eukaryota, Metazoa, Chordata, Actinopteri, Labriformes, Labridae.
GCUGCCCUCUUCCGGCAAUUGCAGAUAAAGGUUCUGGUUUCUAUUCUUGUUGCUGAAGCUCGUCUCCAUGUCGGAAAGGAAGAGACAAGUACAUCUCAGCUGAACAGCAGUUAUUCUCUUGAAUGGCUUUUUGAAGUGAGCCUUUCAUGCGGUCAUGUUCAAUCAUUCAUUUGAUAAACGCUUCUUCCAAAAACAACAUAACUCGGUUACAUUGAUGAACUCUAUUGUGUCCAUGUGAAUCCUUUGUUCUGACAGAUGAGUAAUUUUCAUAGAGGCUGUGACCAGUGCUGCAGGCGGACACAGGAGAGGUCUGGUUUCCUGUCACAUCACGGACAGAUCUCGCUGCAACACGAAACCAGCAAACCUCGACCUCUGCAUCAACGUCACAAUGUCGGUAUCGACGCGAGCGCGCGAGGCAGCAUCCACGCUUCAAUUAUGCCGGUAGGACGUGUUAUACUAAACAGAGGUAGCUUACAGAAGGAGCAACCCUCGCAUGCUAAUAACGUGCUGUUGUUGAACAAGUGACGACAGCAGUGCGGCUACCGGCGUCGUUGUGUCUUUCCGUAAACAAUAAUAACCAGAUUAUCCGCCUCAGUGUCCUGGUAUUGUAGUCAGAAGACAAACGUGUCUAAUAACUCAAUCUUAAAGUCUGCAGGUCGUCAGAUAACGGACCCCUGCCGAGUUUACUUUGGGCCUAUGAGACGUCGCGUUCAUUCAAGCCUGUGUUGCCGGCAGAGGUGCAGAACGCCCAUUAGCAUGUCGUAUGAUAUGACCUCACCAUGCCAUGAGUGCAGGGGAGAGAUCCUGUAGCUGCUUACUACACAGGAAGCGCUGAGGUCCACAACAUAUUACAAAAACUGCCAAAAAAGUUUUAUUUUACAGCGAAGGCUUGAGCAAUUUGGCUUUACUCAAUACGUCGUUUUCUCGUAAUGUGAUAUUACCUAAAUGCUUCCUAAUAUAUGCAAGAAUUUCAGCCCAAGAUAUUAACUGGAGAAAUAGCAAUAUAACGUACAAAGUCAACCGGGCUUACAAAGGCAGCACAGCUAACAGUGCGGUAAUGACUUAGCUUGUUAAAAUACCAUUGCCAUGAAUUCAUUUUAGGUGCUCACCAUUGGGUGGAGCCAAACAACACACAACCUGCCACAACAGAUAUGUUUGCAUUGCAGUACCUCACAAAAUAAUUAAAAACUCAGUACUAAAAAUACUUGCACUCAGACACGAGAAGUGAUAGUAUGAUAUGAUGAAAAUAAGCCUUAUUUGACACACAAUAUUUUUUCCAUCAUCAGAUACUGAUAAAAAUAUUCACAGAGAGGUUAUUGGGUGUAAUUGUGUUGUGAUGUCCUAAAGUGAUCUUGACAGUAAGAUGUGCCAUUUUGAUAUAAUUGUACUGCUUCUAAAUGGAUCAGCAAAUGAAAAGACCACGUACAGUAAAAGUUUAUAAUUUGAAGUACUGUGAUCUGGAUGACUGACUGACUCAGGACCUCCAUGGACAGAUUGUGAAAGUAAGGUUAGGGUUAUUUAUUUCAUAACUCACUCUUUGCAGUAGCAAUCAGACACUUUGUAGCUACUGUUGACUAAUAGUUCAUUCCAAGGACGUUAACUAAAUAUACCUGGGAUAUUAAAAUGCUGCUGAUAAGUAGCCAUUUACUUAGACUUUCCACUUUGUGUACUGAAGGAAGUUACAGCAGAUGGUCUUUAGCUAAACCUAACAACAGUGGUACCUCAGGAUCACAGGCAUGACUCUGCGAUUUAUACAUAAAUUUUAGGUCUGCUGAAAUGACACACCAAGUAGAGAGGAUGCAGGGAUAGAUUUUGUGUUGUUUGACAACAGUCUGGCACAUUUUAGCAAACAUUAAGUCAUCAUCUGAUAGGAUAGGAAGUUGGAAGUGGUUGAAUGCUAGCCUUCGAAUAUCUUGUCAAGUUCCGAAUUCCUAAAUUGUUGCAAAUAGUGCAGUUUCUACUUUAGGCAUACUUGGCAAGUUGUGUGGUAUCUCUAAAGUAGAACAUUAGAUAAAUGUCAACAGCAAAGUGUCUACUUAGGAUCUUAUUACUGUUAAAAAUACUGUUUAAAAGUACAGCUUACCUGUUAAAGUAAGCAAUAAGAAACUUAGGCUAUUUGUGUCUGCCUGUGCAAACUGGAUGUAAUUACAUGUGCUGUUUCACAUUAUGCUUUUGGCCUUUGGAUUUAUCGAAAAGGACAAUAUAUACUGUAGCUUUAAAAAAUUAGGGGGAGAUAAGACAAGAAUAAUAACCUUAUGUAUCCCUGAGGGGAAAUUGGAUAGAGGGUGGAGACAAACAGUGAUGGGCUGAGUUGAGUCCAGGACCACUUUGUAAGAGACAGGGCCUCUGUACUGUUUAUGAGAUGCUAAAGACAAAUAACUCUCUAACCGUCUAAUGUAAGAUUGACCAGCUAAAAUGCCGUUGAUCCUGUUUGUGAGGCAGAAUUUUCUCCACUGCUGUUAGUUUUAUGUGAUUGCUCUAACAAAGGAGGUUAUUCACCCCGAGGGAAAAUUCAGUUCUCUGUUGUUGUAUUCAGAACUUUGGGACACAUUUACUCUCAAAAGAGCACAUUGUAUGCACUGUACGUAACUGAAAUAAUUUAAUCCAUAUAUGAUCCAUAUUUCUGAAGUUACAUAUGAACAGGUUUUAAGGGCAGAGGGACUUUCCUCUUAGUUGGCGCCGAUCUUUGAAUGAAUUCUUGAAUCAAUCACCAGAACAUUUUUGAUAUUUUUGUUACUUAACCCUUCAAACAUUAGUGGCUUUAGGUGUGGUCUUGUUUGUCUGAAAGAGGGACUUAUCUUAGACUUCUAUCUUGAAACAGGUUUUAAGGCAGGUUUUGUGGCACUUGAAGCUGUUUUAGUUGCAGGGAUGUUGGUCAGGGAUUUUCGGUGUUCUUCUAUUUUAUUUAUUUACAUGGGGUUUUUUUUCUCCCUCUUGGCUGCUGUACUUAGAUUGAGGUGUGUCAAACUGUAUUGGUCACCUGCUGUCAAUUUAAGCAUCAGUAGGUGUGUUGGAUCCAGUUUGAGCAGCCAUGAUGUCUGAGGCGGGGUCAGUGUAACUCUGCAUGACAUCACUGAGUACAGCAACAUCAGAGCCUAAAAUUUCAGUGGAUGUAAAUUGAAGGAUCACUUUUGAGUGAAGCAAGUCUAACUUAGUCAGCCAGAGUGUGAAGAUGCUUUGCAUUAGACCUCCCAACAGACGGCCAAAACAUGAACUGGAUUACAAAACGAUACUUAGAGGACAAGGUAUCCAACUCAGCAGGUAGUUCAUUUCAGAUGAAUGCACACACACACAAACACACACAGGUUUAGUAUUUCAGUGUAAGUAAGUAGCAGUAAUAAUACUGGUUUUACAAACGUGCUUGUUAUUGCUCUCACUGUGUCAUGAGAAUUGUUGAGCUUGAGCCUUUCUUGAGGCUGUAUCUUGUGUUUCUAUCAACUGAAUUCUAUAAUUACCUUGCUUCAAUGUAAUAAUGUAGAUAAAAUAUAAAUAAUACAAUGUUUUGUUUUAAAAAAUAAAAUACAGAAUAAUAUAGGCUCAAUAAGGAUUCCACAUUACAGUGAAAUUUGUCACACUACUGUUGUUAUAGACUACACUGCUCCAUACUUGAAUUACUUGUUACUAUUGUUGUGAUUUUGAGUGAUCUAACAUGGCCUAGUUUGACACUUCUGCUUCAUUGAUGAUGGGGAUGUUUUGCAAUUAAAAAAACUCUGGCAUUUCUAAACACUAACGUUUUUUUUUUGUUUUUUUUGAGGAAGUUACUUGUAUUCUGCUGUUAAUAAAAAAGUAGAUACUAAGAUGAUUUUGUAAUUCAUGUAACUGUUAUACAAUAUCACACAUGGACACUGUUAAAUGAACUAAUAGACCUCUUGUGAAAUAGAGAUUUACUUCUGAUGUCAAGAUGCUAAUAUCAUCCUUUGAGUAAGCACUCAGACCCCCGCACCCCCACCUUACUGAUGAGUAUUCAGAUGGAAGUACAUCAGCACAUACCUGUGUGCUUUGUGACCUCAGAGUAUGUAAAAAGAUUAGUUUAUAACUGGUGGGACUAGUUUAACUGACACCUAAGAACCGGAAACAGCUGAUGUACAUGACAGCAUUUUGUACAGACAGUACGAAAUGUCUGUACAAGAAAUGUCUGUCAGGUGAUAGACAUGGAAGAGUGAGGGUGAUAUCAAACAGGACAAACCCUUAAUUUUUUAAAUACUUAACAUGUUUUAUAAACCAAUCUAAACUGCCCCUUUAUCCAAUAAGUGACUACAUAGCUGACAAUCCUGCAAGUUUGUUCCGAAAGGGUUGAUCUUAAGUCAGAAAACAUAAUCAUGAAAAUCUGGCAGACAUGAAAAGGUGCAGUGUGUAGUAUUUGCAACAGACAAGGUAGAAAUAGAAUAUAAUGUUUGUAAGUAUGUUUGAAUUAGUGUUUAAUCACCCAGCUGUUCUUUUAGUGAACCUUUACAAAACAGAUCUGGGUCCCUCUCCAUAGAAGCUGCCAUCCUGCACCAUUGCGUUUGUAUUAUAGCAAGAGCAGAAAAACUUGUAACAUACGUGUUGUUGUGUGAAGUGAAUGGUUGUUGGAAAUGCUCAGGUUGGAAGAUGAAGAGAAAACACAAAAGCAUUUGUACUGAUAGUUAAUUUUGAUGGUUAAAAACUCGACAAAUAGAAGAUCAUACUUAUCACACUUCUCAGCAGCCCUUUCGUCCUUAAAGGCCACCUUUGUUUCACUGAUGGGAGGGGUGUGCAAGCCUAGAAUCUGACAGUUGGAUAUUGCUUAAUAUUCUUAUUUUCUCAAACUGUGCCUUCAAACCUCAGCCAAUAAUAUUUCAAAGGGUCUCCUACUUUGACUUCUUCCCCUUUUUUGCAAGUCAUUACCCAAGUACCAUCUUUUGUUUGAGAAAGAGAAGUCAUAGCUCAAAGAUAUCUUCUUCUUUUCCCUGAACUCAUCAAAAUGAAGAAGAUAUGAGAACAAGAAAUUUUCUGUCAUUUUUUAGCCUCCAUGGCAAGAUUUUUCACAUCACAUCUUCCCCACCUGAUGCAUUAAAACUCAUACAGAGAAGAGUCUUUCUGCAUAGGUUUUUAUCCCUGCAGAUGUCGCAUCUGCAGGGAUUAAAACCUACUACCAAAACUUGUCUUUACUGCAGGAUCAUGGGGCCAAAUGAUGCCAACAUUGUGGGCAAUGUCCAUGGGGGCAUCAUCCUCAAGAUGAUAGAGGAGGCAGGAUCCAUUGUCAGCACGCGGCACUGCAACACACAGAAUGGGGUAAGAGACAACACCUUAUUUAUUUUAUGACCUUAAUGACUGUCUAACAUCUCUCCUCAGGUAAUAUUAAGGUUCACUUUAAAAGAAUUGUACACAUUCAAACUCAAUAACUUACUUUUCCAGUUCUACAUGUCCCAGCUGAGAAAACAGACUUGAACACCAUUGGACAAAUUAAUAAGAUAUUACAAGAAAUAAAUAUCUUGUUCCCAUAAAUCUGGGAUCUGUACUUGUGUCUUGACAUGAAGAGACUAAAGCUCUUAUUUUUGCUUUUCAUAAAUGACAAUGAUUCUAUAGAAAUAUUCUUAAUUAUACCAACAUGUAGUAAGGUUUCACAGUUCAGAUUAAAGUGCUUUUAGGGAAAAGAGGUUGUUUGGUUUCUUGAGUGUUGCUACAUCCAGAUUUGUUUUCCCUUAGUGCAGGUCUGGCUUUUUACCUGGUGAACUUUAACCGACUUUUGACGGUCAUAACUUGCAUCAUGUGAUUGUUAUCUCACCUGCUACAACAAUGUGUUCAUUCUGAUAUCCUACUUUGCACUGUUUCAGAUAAGACAUUCAGAAAAACAUAUUGAUAAAACAAAGGCGAGGCUGUGUGUGCCACAGCGCAUAAGUGCUUCAUUGAGACACAUUGUAGAGUUGUCAAGAGUUGUGAAAAACCAAUCAACUUUACGUUCAACUCACUUAAUAUAUCAAAUUCAAAUUUAGUGACAACUUCUAGUUUAAAAAGUAAUUCCUUGAUUGUACAAAACUCAGUUGGCCAUGUAUGAUCAAAUGUCAUGAUUUAAAUAUGUUUCAGGUGUUAAAAAAUGUUCAUGUUCAUUUACCAACUAUCUUAACUUGUAGAGCAUUUUUAGCAGAGACACAUUAUUUCUAUUGAAGUUGCCUAGGAGAUGAACCACAAGCUGAUAAAAAGUAACAGCACUAUCUUAUAAUCAGUACUUCAUGAUGCUGUGUUGGUUUAGAAAUAGUGUUGAAGCUUCUUUGAGCAUUAUUGUUUUAGUCAGCUGAUCUUCCCAAGAAAUGGUACUUUUCUUUCUUUAAUCUUUAUUUUUCCUCAGUCACGUCUAUGGUAAUGAGCUGGAUAUUCUUUAUCUGUGAUAAUCUGUUUACACUUGAUGGAAAGGUGAUUCAUGGUUUCAAAGUUUCUUUUUAAAAAAAAUACAUUUCAAAGACAUCAUGCAUGGGACCUGUCAAAUUAGUGUCUUUUUAAUGUAGUUGCAUAAACAUCGCCACAGACUCUCACUUUUUUCAUCAAUGACUUUCUGUAAUUGUUAUUUUUGAUGAAAAUUUUGAUUAAUAAAGACUCAUUAACUUAAAAGUAAGACGUUAAGUAAAGUGUCUGCAAGGUUUUGAUUCACAUGCUUAUGUUCUCAAUAGAGGUAUAUGUAUUUUUUUUUAUUGGAGAAAAGUGCAACAUAAAAGAGUAGAUUUGCUUUAUAGGAACAUAGGAAACCCACUGUAUGUGAACAAUAAAGGUGGGACUCAUAGUGUAAUUUAUGAUCCUGUACAAUAGGACAUGAAUGAGACAGCAUCACCCAGUGUUAUACAGGAGAAUCUGAUUGAUUAAAAGAACCAAUCAAUUGAUUAAAAGGUGGUGUGGCUCUGUUCUGGGACCUCCCUCCCCUUCCACAUGCAUACGUGGAAAGCCUGAGGCAGGGAAAGCACUCCUCCCUGCCUUUCCAAGUGCCAACUUGGAGAGCUUGACGAAGGGAGAUCAGUGCAAAAACCCAGCAGAGCAAGCAUAAAUGACAAUACUGGUAUUGGUAAGUCAGAACACCUGAUAGGAGGAGCUGGGGAGGAGGUGGGAUGUGAUCAGUAUGCAGAGGAAGCAGCAGAGGCAGGGAGGCGGAAGCAGAUUUAAAUUGAGUGCCCAAUAAGAUCAGCUGAUCUGGUUGUGAGACGUGGCAAUUGGCUGAAGUGAGCCUGUUCGGGAUGACCCGUCCACAUCAGCUGAUGAGCGAGAGCUGGGCAGAGCAGAUUGACUCCGUGGCCUGACUGAACUAUCGCUAUGCUUCAUUAAUGAAACAGUCAGUUGGCUGUUUAAUGUGCCGUAUUAUUUUUAAAUUGAAACAUCAGCUCAACUCAAGAGUAGCAAGAAGUUGUGGCAUUAAUCAAUUGUCAUUUGCUGUUGCUGUCCGUAGAAAGUGAAAUAUCCUUGAAUUAACUUUUAAACAGAAAUCUUUACCUUGCAAUGAGCUAUUUUUACUGGUAUGAAAUUAGGACUAGACCAGUGUUUAAGAAAGACUUCAAAUAAGAAAUGAUCUCUAUCUCCCAGAAAAACAGGAUCAACACUCAGUUGAUGUAAAAGCCUUUUAAUGUCAGAAUAAUAUGAUUAGUUUGAUAUUUUGAUUUGAGUUUAGGACUCUCUGUUUCUUCUCUUCAGGACCGCUGUGUGGCAGCUCUUGUUCGGGUGGAGAAAACAGAGUUCCUGUCUCCAGUGUUUAUCGGUGAGGUCACCCACGUCACGGCUGAGAUCACUUAUACUUCUAAGCACUCACUUGAGGUGCAGGUCAACGUCAUGGCUGAAAAUAUCCUCACAGGUGAUGUAUUUUGAUUUGAUUUUUAUCCAGUGAUUUGGUUAAAUCAGCAUGGUUUGUAGUUAAUGGCACAAGAUUAUUUUUUUAGCAAAUUGUACAACCUCUGCCUUUUAUUAUUGCUGCAGUAUAUGAAGAGUUUUAAACCUUUGUUAAAUUUAGUAUUUUUUCUCAAUCUGAUGCCUGACUUGCUCAGCAGUGUCCACCUUUAGUCUCAUUUUCACCCACAUUAGUACGGAGGAGGAAAAGACAGGCAGACAGAAAGUGGAGUUUGUGGUUUCAUUAAACUUCCACCAAGCCGUCAGAGCUGUUGAUAUGGACAAUGAUUUAAGACAUGCGUGAUGUUUGAUUGAUUGAGGAAAGGUAGAUAUCAAAUACUGAGAUCUGUACAAGGGGUCUUUUCGACGUUGAUACAUUGGUUGUUUGGUUUAGUGUUACUGGUCAUUUUUUGUAUGUGCUGAAGUUUUGUAUGACUUCUUUUCUUUCUUCGAUGUCAUCAGUCAGUUUUUUAAAAAGUCCAACUUUUUUAGUUGUGUUUCCAUGGUUGAAAUUGAAUCCCGUAUAAGUCAUCAUGUUCGCUUGAGCUCAGUUGCUGUCUGCCACGCUUGCUGUUGCGUAUGAGUGACAUUUUGUUGUAAAAGGUGUUAAUGUACGACUUCUCCAGGUCUCCAACUGAUUCUUUCUCAAAUGAUUGCAGCUUGAUAUGAUGAGGAUAAAGUUUAGUUUAGCGUCACGUAAUGUAUGGUUGGUGCAAAAUACUGCUCACAGAUUCAAACCAGCAACCGCUUCAUCUACAGAAAGGGGCAGAGCCGCCUCUUUUGCCUGUGAAGACUCCGAUCAAUAGACAUCUGUAGUAAGAUGCUGCAGAUGUUUUAUCAGUCUGUGGUGUCUAUAGUGUUCUGUUCUACACUGCAGUCUGCUGGGGGGGGAAGCAUCAAACACAAAGAUGCAAGACGUCUUAACAAACUGGUGAAAAAGGUUGGCUCUGUGGUUGGAUUCAAGUUGGACUCACUGGAGGAUGUGGUGGAGACAUCUACACUAAGGAAGGUGGAGACUAUUCUAAAGAACAUGAAUCACCCACUUCAUAACACCUUAAUAGACCAAAGGGCCAAUGGUGGUGGACGGCCCCUCUCUUUGCUGCAGGACAGAGAGAUUUAGAAGAUAUUUUGUACCAACAGCCAUCAGGCUUUAUAACUCUUAUGUAAAUAAUACAUGAGACAUGAGACUACAGACAACUAAAACUUUUUCUUUCGGGGAUCAAUAAAGUUCCUCUUAUCUUAUCUCAUCCUGCUUCAAUGACUUAAUCAUUGAAGACACUGUGCCCUUAAUUUUCAAGUUUGGCUGAUGUCCCAUCUAUUUGACCAGAGGUGGACUUAUGAUCUAUAAUGCAGCUACACACCAAGGGAAGCCCAAACAGUGUGGACAAAAAUGCAAAGAAAGACAUUCUUUUGAAUGUGUCUGAGUAGAUUUGUUUCUCAAAUCAAGUUCCAAACUGAUUUUACAGUCUGCUUUUAUCUUUAUUACCUUAAAUCAAUGUGUGCAAAGAUUUCUAUUUUUAUUUUUUAAGCUAACAGUAUAUCAUGCUGCCCUGAUUCUGGACAACACCUUUAUGUGAUGUUCCUCUUUUUGAUCAGCAGAGAGCAGCACAUGAUAAAAACUGUAGAGCUGUCAAGCCUUACAUACUGUGACAAGGGAACAGAAGCAAAGAGUCAUGUUGGUCCCCAGUAUUAAACUGUAUUCUAAGUGACCCAGUCAGUCAUUUGUGUAAAAAUGAAGAUAUAGUACAUGUUCCUGACACAGAUUUUAAUUUAAGUGUCUUUCUUCGUCUCCCUUUCUCUUUUUUUCCUGUUUUUCCUUCCCUCCCUCUCUCUCUCUCUCUCUCUCUCUCUCUCACACACACACACACACACACACACACACACACACACACACACACACACACACACACACACACACACACACACACACACACACACACACACACAGCCUCAGGUCCCUUGAGUAAAGACACAGAGAGGAUCACAUUGGGCUGACCUAGCAUUAUCUGUGAACCUUUAAAUGCCAAUGGUGAGAGUGAUGCACAGACUGUAUUAGUCCAAUGCAAAGUGCUGACAGCACUCUGUAACUGUAUGACUGUAAGUCAAAGUGAAGAAGAAUAUUUUUACAGUACACUCAAGAAUACAUGCUUUCAUAAAGACAACACAGCAUUUUAAUGCUGGUUUUAAACGAGUUAUAGUGAAAGAGGGAGUAUUCAUUGGUAUUUUACUUUCAAAACCUAACUUUUUGAUUGUUCUCAUUUGUUUAUCAUUCUGAGUUUAUAACAUACUGUUCAGCUUGCCUGUUUUAAGGCACUCUGGAAGACACAGAACAGGGGGAAGAGGGAUUAGGAUGGUCAUUAACUGACAGGCACAGACAUAAACGGCAAAUAAUAAGACAGGGAAUAAAAGAGGGAGAAAGGGUGAGAGUAGGGUAGAAAUAGAAGGGGGAUGAAUGAAAGGAGGUGCAAGAAACAAAAGAAGUAUCCCCUAGACAGUCGUUGCCCUAGCAACAGGCUUAUACUGGUUGGUUGGCUGGUUGCUGGGCUGGAAGCAGGUUGAUAGAGGCAGAGGCAGGGAUGACAGGUUGAGAGCUGGGUACAUAUAUACAGGCAUCGGCAUGGACAGCCUGCGACAGAGCGUGGUAUGUUAGGAAGGUCCAAAGAGGGGAAUCAGGAAGAGAGCUGCUGGACAGAGGACACUCACAGCAGGGUUUUCAUACAGGGAAUACCUUUUCCAAUAUUAAUCAAGAACAGAUGCAGAACCAAAAUUAGUCUUGUGAAACACUAAUUUAGUAAGUUAUGGUGUUGGUCUUUGGUAUGCUCUCAAGCUAUGUGCCCUUUACAAAGCCAUUUUAAACGUUUUUUUCUACCUCAGAGAACAUUUGUAUCACACACAUUUUCUGUAAUCACCUUGUUCCUAGCUGCCAUUAUACCUUGUGUUAUUUAUGGGUAUGACUUAUGGUAUGCUCAGCCACUGAAAAUGGAACCUGCAUUUUCAAUCGUCAUGGGUGGCUUAUCCCAAUCAUGAGAAUAAUAUUGAAAUUAAAAAAAGGGGAAAUGUGGUCUGUCACACCUUAGACAGGAUAAUGUGAUCAUUCCUCUGCAUUUACAAUCAUAGAGAGGGAGGACAGUAUUAGGAAACGGUCUCAGAUAUAACAUAUGUGCAUUAGUGUGACGGUUUGGAGUUAAACAAUAGGAAAGGGCCCAAAUGCAGAACGAAAAAAGGAUGUAUGUAAAAAAAAAAAAAAAACUAAAUAAGAAGCAACACAAACUUACUUUAAAUGUUAAAUUAAAAGAAUCCCCCCCCAAAAAAAACCUGAAGAAAAAUCCAAGGAGCAAUAAAUCACAAGGAGACACUGGCAUAGGCACACUUUGACAAACACACACAAACACACAUACAACAAAGAAACAAGGAAAGGCAAGGACUAUGUAUACACACAGGGGCUGUGUCUCAAAUCAGAGACUGCACCGUCGAACGGCGCAUUUCAAGUGUGCGUGACAACAUCACGCGGCGGCGGCGCUAACAGUGUCCCAUUUGGCUCAUGAUUCUGAGCGCGCUUCAAAUACGGUCCCAAAACCACCCUGCCCCCGCCCCCUUUUCAAGUGUGCUUUUAUGCACGCUUUCGUGGCCAUGGUAUCCCAGAAUUCUUUGCAUGCCGCUGCACAGCUGCGCAUUUCGGGUGAGAGGCCAGACUGGCUUGAAGACGCAGCGCAAAAAUAAAAGAAAUCCAAAAACACAAGACAGUCAGCUCCAUAAGCGCAUGAUCUCUGAACUCACUAUAAUCUGCAGCUGCAAACCAAACAUUAUAGUCUUUAGAAAAGAACUGAUCCACUCUGCCACCACAAUCAAAAACAUUAGAAAAAAGAAAGCCGCCAAAACUGCACCGGAGUGGGCCACAUCGAGAAGUUUUUUAAAGACUUAGAGAUUAAAGUUGUAAAUUUAGUAAAGUCAUAAAGUAAAUAAAGUCUUAAAGCUGCUUUUGUGGAGGGGGAAAUGACUGAACUGGUCAAUUGCAGGGUUAUCGGUGCAUGUAUCAGCGGGUCAUUCAGAGAGUUUCUGUGGUUUUUCAAGAAACAAUCCAACUGAUGAUCAACAUUUGUGAUCCAGAGGGAGCCAAGCUCCAAUGAGCACCCCGUCUUUGACACCGGCGGUAACCUACACCUGCAGAGACACCAACACCUUAUUAUGGCAUAUGGAUUCAUAUCAUAAACUAAAGCUCAAUGUCAUUCACGGCUAUUUACGGCUAUAUUGAUGUCCACCUGUUUUGUUUUGUUUUUUCGUGGAAAAGACGUAUUUCUCAUAUAUUCUUUUUAAAGUCCUUAUACUUAUGACAAUGUAAUGCUAAUGUGCCAAAGGAUGAAGUUUCUCCUUGUUUGUGAAACCUAUACUAGAGCACAGUUCCCUUAAAUGCUUCAUGGCCCCAAUUUUAACAACUCUCCUUUGAAAUAACGGGUAACCUUAUGACUUAGUCCUCAUAAAUUAACGAAUUUAUUCUUGUAAAUUCACGACUUAAAUCUCAAAGUCUUUAAAAAAAAAUUCUCAAUAUGGCCUUCAUACUCCUUCAUACAAAACAAUCAUUGGAAGAAUUUUGUGGAAAUGAUCUGUGCUUGUAUGUAUCUAUUGUUUUGUGUCUGUGCAAGGUCGCACAAUUAAAAAAUAACUGCUGCACUCAGUGGUCUCUGAAUUUAGACACAGCCAAGGAAACGAGCAACGAGAGGCAGGUGAGACACUGAGACACAGGUGCAGAUAAUUACAGAGGAGGGAAAACUGAGGAAGUAAAACAGGACUAGAAACACAGGGAAUAAACUACUUCAAAAUAAAACAAGAAAUAAAACAGGAAACACUAAAAGCUGACAUAAAGAAUAAAACAGUGAAAACAUGAGGGAAACGGGGUCAGACACAAACUGAAAACUCACGAGACAAGACUACAGAGGAACAGGAACAAUGGGGAACAGAGACACAAGGGAAAAUCAUAAAGAAAACACACUCAGAUAAUCAAAACCUGGGGGAAACUAAAUACCAGAACAUAUCUUGACACUUAGUAUAUUAAAGCUCCUUUAGCUGCUCACUUAUUGCAGACUGCAAAGCAAUAAACAGCCCUGAAGCAUAUCACUAUUAACAUGGCAAUAUUAUCUCACUCUCACCAAGUCUACCUAAAUGUUGCUAAACAGCUCUCAAUAACCAAGGCAUGAGACAUCAUUUUAGCUGCUGCUUAAAUGCUUGUGCUGUGUUGAGAAGGCUAUUUGCUUUUGUGUGCAUGUUCUUCAGCUGUAGUUUGUGAAACAUCAGGAAAUAGAGUUUUUCUUCUCACAAUUAGUUGUGAUCAUAACCUGCAAUUCUCCUGCAAAUAACAUUAACUAAUGCCAGUCACACCCAUUUGUAUUUCCCCUCUGCAAGUAAGCAAUGAAACUUGACCAUUAAUCAUAAGGACAAUCUUUUUUUGUCAAAGAUACAUGGUUUAAGUCAAACCAACAACUCGCUUCCUGCAACACUUACCCCCUGACGUGGGUUUCAGACAUCCCAAUAUAAAUUAGUCACUGCAGUUGCUGAUUAUCUUGUUUGCUAUUGUAGAUCAUAAAAAGGCAUCAAAUAGAAUUUCAGUCAAAUUCAUAAACAUAAAAAACACCUCACAGAAGCUUUAAUAAUGUUUGACAUAUGUUGGAAAAUAAAGCAAUAUUAUCUGGACUGAAGGUGAAUUCUUUUCAAAAUAAUCACCAUUUUGGUUGACCACUAUGGCUCGCUGAGAAUACCGUUUUAUGUCUACAGGUAACUCCACCCCAUUGUCAUUUCAUUUUCCUUGUCAGCACCCUCAUGAAUAAAGUGGAUAAAAAAAUAUGUCAUGUAAAUAUUGUACAAUGAAGUCAAAACAAAGGCCACCACCAUCACCCUAAUCCACAGUGCUAUAAUAUGUGUUUGGAUCAGAGAUGUGAAGAGUUAUGUCAGCAUUUUUUGUGCAGUUUAAAGUUAAGGACUGCACAACCAUGCAUUACUAAACCAAAGGAAACAAAUGAGCUGUUCUGAAAGUGUUUGCUUAGGGCAAAAUCAGAGAUGGUUUUGCCUAUACGAGCAUAGUUGCAGUUCGUGGAGAGAGCAGGUUGUGAGAUGAAUUUCUCUGGCAACCCAAACUUUGUAUGAAGCCUGCAGAGGAAGACAUGAAAAAAAAACCUGCUAAUUUUAGAGCCCAAAUUAUAAAUACAAACUCAUCUGUAAUUUGUUACAUGUCAGUCUAUGAGUUUGGAAGUAUAAUAUAGAGCGACCUCUUUCAAACUGUUGGUGAAAAAUGGAUAGAAAUAUCUGUCUUGAUAGUUUAUUUCCUGGUGUUUAGUAGAAUGAGAAGACAAGUUUAAGUCCUCAGAUACAAAAUACAGGGCAAAAAGAGCAGGAGGAGGUGUGGUGGUCAUUUAGGUCAGAGCUGUAGGAAGUAGGUCAUAUGUGUGCAAAUGUAUGUAGUUGUGCACUUGUUUGUGUAAUUUUGAGCCGGCAUGGCUGUUUUUAUCUUAACUUAUGAAUGUCCAUUUGUUGUCAUGGAUUUUUGUUUCAUGUCCAAGCUUCAAAAAGAUUUUCCACAUUUUAAUGGACAAAAAGUGUGAGUGCAUGAUGGGUUGGUGCAUGUUUAAAAAAUGUUGGAUUUUUGUGAGAGGUGAUGAAUAUAAUCUUGCGUGAAAAAAGGCAACAUUAGCUUAUUGUGUUGCACUCGGUGUUUGAAAAUUCAUUGAUUUAUAGAUUCUCGUUUGUGGGUAUAUGUGUACCACUGUAAAGGCACACUGGCUACUCAUCAGUGUCGUAUUCAUGCCUAUAUGUGUGCAGGUUUGUGUGUGUGAUUUCGUAGUGUUUGGCCCUUUAAAAGGUUCUUGUGGGGCCGAGGGGGAAGAGAAGAUAACGGGAGCAGACAUUAUUUGCUUCUGUCAUGUCGGCUUAGCAUCAGGCCUCACACACUGUGGCCUAGUCAGACACAGAUGCCAAGUAGAUGUACCUGCACACAUGCUCCAACACCAGCCAUACAUCCAAAACACACUAACACAAACAUGCUAUAGAGGAGGGACACUCUGAGUCCAUGUGGAGUCUGUGCAGAUAGAGUCACACUGCGUCAAACACUCCCCAUCUUGCUAAAAGAAGCCUCAUACUGAAUGGUUUGGCAUUGGUUUGAACAGGAAUUUAGAAGCAGAACUGUCACUCUUUUGUUGUUGUCGAGCUUUUAAGCUUUUCAUAAAAAUAUGGAUGAACCCUAGUGUAUACUGAAAGAGCUGCAUUUGUCAUGCUUCUUGUUGCAGUGUUGUGAGAACCUCAUACCACAGUCAGUGUAUCACACUCAGUUUGCAUUCAUUUUUGUAUUUAUGUGUUCAUUUUUAUUCUGUGUGUGUGUGUGUGUGUGUGUGUGUGUGUGUGUGUGUGUGUGUGUGUGUGUGUGUGUGUGUGUGUGCUGGGGGAGGAGGCAAGAAUCCAGGUUCCACAGUCAGUCAGGCAGCAUCUCGUCAGGCAGGCCUCAGUCACGGCCCCCCCGGGGGAAGGCUGCCUACUGUGGGCACGAGCCGUGAUGAUUGUUCCCGCUGGGGAGAUUGCACAUGCGCGCUAAAACAUGCACACAUGCACGCUCAAGCAUGAACACACACACACAUACACAUUGGCACAUGCCGAUUUGCAUAAACCAAGUAUGUAAACACAUGCAGUCACAUCCAUACCCUCCCCCCCACACACACAUGAAAAAAGCAUGUGACAUUUCCACGCUUAAAAAAGUCUCAACAUCAGUAUAUUAGUGCACACAGGUUUUGCACAGCAACUUAAAACAUGCAUGUAUGCCUAAGUCCAGCGUAGAUAAUAAAGCUUGUUUUAUAUAUUUUCAGGCACAUAUUUGUAUAGAGACGGCAUACAUAGAUCCUGCCCCUUUAACGUACGCAUGCACGCGUGCACGAACGCAUGCAUGCACGCACGCAUGCAUGCACAUACACACACACAGCUGAAAGCAAUGUGUUGUGAAUUGAGGCUUAAAAUAAUCAUGAAAGUUCCUGCCAUGAUCUCUGUGUUUUACACAACUGCAUGUACUCAGAGUGUUACAGGCACAUAAAGACAACAACAUCAGUAACCUCUUAUUUAAUAUAUUGCUUUCUUUUAACCAACAUCUGAUGCAGGGCCAAUAAGAUGAUUUGUUUAAAUGAUUUAAAAUCGACCAAAUCUAUUUUAAACAAUGAAUAAAAGAUGAAAGUAAAAAACCUGGAGGCUUGCUUGACUUUUGGAGCAUACAAGAAUUUCCCAAGGGCAGAACUGAGGCCUUUAACAGUGCAAACAAACACUACAGCAGGAAGGUCAUUUUAGUACAGCAGAAACUGUUUUUGUUGCAGCUGUUUGCUCAACAGUUUGAUCCUUUAGUUCAGAAUUUAGCUUGACUAGAGAGGCCCUCGUAGCACCACUGAUCAGUGACUAGUACAGAUGAUUUUUACCUUAAUGCUUCAUGUAGUUUUGAAUAAUCUGUUUCUGUCAAAAUGACUUGUCCCAAAACUCCUGGCAUCAUUUCAUCUUUUCCUAUUGGACAGAAACAUCCCACAGCAGGAUUGUAGUCUACUUAAAAGCAAUGGUGUCUUGGCUCAGCACAAUGGAAAAUCUGUGGUUUUGAUCAUGGGGAUCAGUCAGAACAAUCCUUGCUGCAUUGUCAUUGCACAAGGAACAAUCUGUUCAGGAAAGAGAAAAGAAAACAGUUUUUUUUCUGCUCAGAGGAAGAAGAAUGAAGGGUUUUUGGGGAGUGCCAAAGUGGAGAGCAAAGGUUUGAGUGUGUAAAAUAUAAUGAUAAAUCAAGGAAAACUGCUUGAGGUGAAAGAAAUAAGGGAGCGGUGAGCAGCAAGAGGGAGAUUAAAGUAAAAUGAAGAGGAAGAAAAGAAUAGUAAAAAUCAGUGUGGUGCAGACUGGUUUGAAGGACUUGUCAGUAGUCUUUUGAAUAGGGAUUGAUGCCUGUAAGGAGGGAAAAAGAAAAUGGAUAUGUUGCUGGAAGAAUCUCUUCGUAGUUCUUGCACUGAUGUAAAUACUCAAAUCAGUGCUCACCAGGGAUCUGAUUUGAUCACAACACAGCACAGUCUUCACUGGCUAGCAAACAGUUAGAAGAAAUGAACCUGUAUGUGUUUUUAAAGCCACAUGAUUAUUGUUAUCAUGCUUUCUCUUUGUUGUAAUGCCAUAUCAACCAUAUUUUUUCAUGUAGUUUAUUAUACUUGAAACACCGGUGGGCACUGUGCCAUGGUGUGUGGACAAGCAAAUGGGUGCACAGAUUUUUGGAUUUCAUCUUUAAGGUUGAUCCAGCCAAAAUCAUCCUGCAUCCUUGCUAAUUCUUUAGUGCUAACUAAGUAAGCCAGCUGUCCCUGCUGCUCCUCUGGACCCUGCCUUAAGGACUGAAUUUUGUUUUCUGACUGAUCAAAGAUUUAUUUUCUUGGUACAUCUUCAAGCACUUUUUGGUUAGAUAGGAUAAAAUAUUUGGGAAAAUAUAAGUAGUAGUGAUAUAGAUGAUUUUAAAUGGCAAUUGUCAGUCUGAAGUUGGCUUUCUGAAUAUAGUGGGUGACAGUACUGUAUUUGCAUUGGGGUGUGAUAUUUAAUUAAGAUAUACAUACUUUGCAGUUCAGGGGAAGACAUGGGCUUACGAUGAAAUUAUCUCCAUUUAACACAGAUGAAGUAGAAAAGGUGGUUCUGGUUACAUUCUGGUCAAAAAGGUCAAUACCUGGAUUGAGGAUGGCUCUCCCCUCCUUUCUAAUUCACUCCCCCCUUCCACUUCCACCCUCCAACCUCAACAAAGUUCAAUUAAAAGGUCCAGCAGGAGCUAAUAAUAGACCAGGGUCGCUCAGUCUUGGUAGAGUCAAGGAUAUGUAAGUGUGCCUUUUUUCUCUCUCCAACUUCCUGGUUGCUGGCAAGGGCUGGAGCCAAUGUGAGGAGGAGGAUGGAAGCAUGGUUGGCAUGGCAACUUGACCUGGCUGUAUGCACGGUUUCAACUUGGGUGUCAAAUGCAAAUGUUACUCCCAAGAGUAGCCUGCCAUAGGCCAAAGCUCCCACUCAUUUUUCUCAAUGCUCCAUUUUCUUCUGUAAAGUCUGCUCACUGUUUACCAAUUAUCACAGCCCCCACAGUCAUGUCACAGUUGUCCAUUUUCAUUAAAACUAUUUAAUUUUAGAGAUUCCACCUUUACAUAUGUGCAGCUUUAAAUUUCUAUGUAAGGGAAGCUGAAAUCUGGGCAAAGGAACAGUAGAGGAAAACAUUUCUGUCAAUGAUAAAAAGAGAAAUUUUAAUUUCUGUUGCAUCAGUUAAAUGAUGUCAAAUAUAAGCCUCUUUGGGCCUUACAAGACCAUUAAGCUCAUCAGACGUACAGCUCUAAGUAGUAGUCUUAAACACUCAAACAGUAAUUUCAUUUGAACCUGCUGGCCCUGUGCUGUCUUUAGUCUGUGCGCCUCCCUUGUGUACCUUAACAACACAGCCUCAAAAUAGCCCCACUCUCUGUUAGCAAAUUAAGAGAAAAAGUGUAGGCAGCAUAGAAUGGAUAUCACCAUGGCAACCUCUCUGCCUGAUUGCUAUGAGAUGUGAUUUCUUCAAGUUUUAUGUUGUAAACUUUCUAAAGUAGGGAGGAGUUAGUGCUACAGCUUACUAACCAAGUAUUUCAUGCACUACAUGGAAGUACGAGACAACAUAUUUAUUACUGUUUUUCACACAGGAGCUACAUAUACUCAACUCAUUGAUGCUGGAGAUGAUUUUGUUUCAAAGGGAGAGGGAAGCACACAUUCCUGGCAUAUAUUCUUAACACAUUUUUUUCACUGAAAUAAAAAAAGGACUAUCCAGAAAAAUGAUGAUUAAACUAUUAAUAUACACAUAAUGUAUAACAACAACAUGAAAACUCAGAAAAUUCAGGAUAAAGACAUGAUCUUGCAAUGGUGAAAACCAACAUGUGUCCAACGUGUGUCAUCUUUAAAGAAAGAAACUCAUUAUUUUCUGCUCCUUUUUUGUUGAAGAAAGUGUCUUUAGAAAUCUAUUGACUUUUAUUGGGGUGUUCAUAUUUGAAUGCUUUCAUUGGAUUUUGACAUAUUUCACACACGCACGCACACACACAACAAAAUGAUAAUAAAAUAUAACAAGAUAAAAUAAAUUGCAUUAUAAAAAAAAACAAAAACAAAUUAACAGUUAACUAUCAGAUAUUUCGGGAACAAAUCAUCACUUAUAACAAGGCAGAAAAACAAGCAAGAUAGCAGCAUUUUUCAAAAUUAAUCACAGACAAUCACAAUAACCCAAAAAUCCUCUUUUCAACCACUGACCAAUUAACCAACCCUGUUUUUAACCAACCUUUUUGCUCUGAUUUUUUUAUGUGAAGACCUUGCACUCCACUUCAGAAGUAAAAUUGAUUCUAUCAGGUCAAAAUUUGUAAACCGUAAUCUUGUUAAUUUGAACUCUUUUGACCUCUUGAAUGAGGAAACUGGAGAGGUUUGUCCUGGUUGAUGCUGCAAGGCUUGAAAAGGUUGUCUUGCAGCUUAGAUCAGCGACAUGUGUUUUAGACCCUAUUCCUAUAUCCCUUUUUAAAACCUCUUUUAGUAAUUUUAAAGAUGAUCUAAUCAAUAUUGUCAAUUAUUCUCUUCAGACAGGGGUCUUCCCCACUGCUUUCAAGACAGCCUGUGUCAGACCCCUUCUGAAGAGAAACAACUUGGAUUAUCAGCAAUACCUGAUAAUUACAAACCUGUAUCCAACCUGCCAUUUAAGCAAAAUUUUAGAAAAGAUUGUAUUUAACCAGUUGAAUGAUUUUAUGACUUUUAAAUAUAUCCAUGAAAUAUUUCUAUCUGGUUUUAAAAAAAAAAAUCACAGUACAGAGACAGCACUGGUCAAAACUGUAAGUGACCUCAGGUCCAACAAAUCUCUGUUUUAGUUCUGUUGGACCUGAGUGGAACAUCUCCAGAGUGCGCCAGUUUCUUUCUCAAGGCAAUGCAGAGACUCUUAUUUAUGCUUUUAUCACCUGUAGAAUUGACUUUUGCAAUGCUCUUCUCUCUGGUCUUCCUAAAAAGAACAUUUCACAGCUUCAGCUCCUACAAAAUUCUGCUGCACGCAUGCUGACGAAGACCAGGAGGAGAGCCCACAUCAUGCCAAUUUUAAAAUAUCUGCAUUGGUUACCUGUGUCUUUUAGAGAAGAUAUUAAGGUUCUUUUAGUAGUUUUUAAAGCUCUUAAUGGUCUUGGUUCUUCUUAUUUAUCUAAUUUGCUUUUACCAUAUGAGCCUAGUAGAGCCCUCAGGUCCUCAGGUAGUUGUCUUUUAAUUGUUCCCAAAGUAAAAACCUGCUAAAACAUAUGGUGAAUCAUUGGUCCUUCAUUUUUUUUCAACUUAAGAUUGUGUUUUCUCAGUCAUCUGUGGCAAGUUGAAGAGUCCUCACCUGGUCUUUUGCGUAUGUAUCUGUGUGUGUGAGCGUGUGAGUGCUGUAAUGGGGGAGGGUGGGUGGGGUUUGGUAUUUGUAUUUAUUUUAUUUUAUUGUUUUUAAUAUCCUGCUUGAGUGGACAGCACUUUGUGCUACAUUAAAGAGAGAGUGUGAAGGAUGCCCUCUGCAGCGUUUACAGCGACACUUGUUGAGGGGCUGCCUUCUGUCGCCAUCAUGUGGCAUUACUGUCUUCAGACAUCUCUUGAUCUCUUCAUGAAAAUAGUAAUAUGCCUCGCCGGUGGUGGAUUUAAAGGCGAGGAGAGGAGCUGAUGUUAUUGGUCAAUACAGGUCUCGGCUGUGUUAAAUCCACUCCACGCCCUCUCUCCUCCCUCGCUACGACUUAUGCCACCGGGAGGAGCUGAGUUAAGCUUUCUGAACUUUCUUUCUGAGCCCUGAGUUAUAUGUCUUAGCUGUUCUACCCUGAGAUGAGCCACCAUGUGCAUCACCCAUUGCUUAUGGGAAGGUGGUCCCACACUGUGGUGAUGGAGGUAAAGACCUUGUCCCAAAAGUCCUUUGGCCUUGAACAGGCCCAAAACAUCUGGCUAAGGGUGCCCAGGUCACAUUUACACUUAUGGCUGUUUUCGCUGGUUCCUGGAAACAGUUUGGCAAGCCUGCUAUUUGAUAGAUGAAGUCUGUGUAGUACUUCAAGUCGGAGGAUUCCAUGUCUGAUACAACAAGAUGGGUUACGCACCCAGCCAACUGCCCUCCUCCAUUCUGUUACAGAAGGACCAAAGCCCAGUUUUGCUUUCCACAGCAUGACAUAAAGUUGCCUUCUCUGAAUAACCAAGAUAACAUGAAUGUUAUCAUCCCUGACCAAGCCUACAUGUUUUGCCAAGCUGAAAAGUUGUGUCACUAAGGGAUGGUGGGAAGAGAGCAUUUGCUGAGAUGGGGGCUAACAAAAGGCCCUGUUUGUACCCAAAAUGGAUACUUCUGCUAUGGGGCUGUAUGAGAGCUGCUCCAUGAUUGCCCAAAGGGGCAUUUGUCCCCCCUCAGACAGCUUGUUUGGGUGUUAAUGAAUUUAUAUUUGUCAAUAGCAAUUUGAAAAUUACUUGCUUUACUGUAAUCUUACUUUAAAGACUUUUCAAAAUAUCAUUUUAGUUGAUUAACUGUCAUAAAUAAGAAGGACAUUUUCCUUGGUACAAGAUUAAACCUUUUCUCUCUUUCUGCAGGGGCUAAGAAGCUAGCCAACAAGGCGGCGCUGUGGUACGUCCCCUUCUCUUUGCAGAAUGUUGAGAAGAUCAUGGAGGUUCCACCUAUAAAGGUGAAUGGAAGCCAGGUUACUCUGACAUUCAUGAACGGUGUUUGGCAUUUUACCUGUCAGUCUUUUUCUGAUGGCCGAAUGUCUUCCUCCAUUACUGGAAUGACAGAAGCAGAAUCCAUGACAAAGGCCAUUUGGUCAAGGUUAAAUUAUUGACAUUUAACGGACUAAAAAUGUCAGUCUCACUAGACUCAGGUGUUUGUCUUGUCUUGUCAUACAGUGUGGUAGAAUCCUUUGCAACCCAUUCACUCAUGAUGAGGCGCGUGAAUCAAUGUGUUCGCCUUUCCAUGUGUUAACAUAAACAUUCUGCCUGUAGUACACCAGUGCAGAGCAAGAGGAGGAGGGAAGGAAGCGUUAUGAGGCCCAGAAGCAUGAGAGACAGGAGACCAAGGCGAGGACUGAAGAGGUGGUGCCUCCUCUGCCAAACCCAGGUAACACCCAAAUGUCUCAAAUCACAUCUCUGUAAGCUGUUAACAUAAGCUUUCUGAGGUGUUGUUUCCACCUUCCACUUCACACCAGUACAAUGCACGAACUCAUCUGAAUAUAAAUCUAUGUCUAUUUUUCUACAAUCACUGAGCAAAAUCUGAAGUAUGUGUUGUAAUAAGAGAACAUUCAUGUUAUCACUCCAUGUUCAGUGUCAGUACAGUUGUUUCCAAAGCUGUAUCAUCUACUACUCAGUGCUGUGAUAACGGCUUGCAGCAUGAAGCCAAAUGUCAAAAUCCUUAUCUUUGUUAGACAUUUUUAUAUUGGUAGGCUAGUUUUGAUCAUUGUUGAAUAUACCUGAAUGUUUGUGUUCAGUGUUGUGCUAGUUACUGAAAAAUAGUAAUUAGUUACAGUUACUUUGUAAAAAAAAGUAACUAAGUAACUAAGUUAGUAACUUAGUUACUGAAACCAAAAAGUAAUGCAUUACUGAGAAAGUAACUAUUUAGUUACUGUAAAACGUUCCUCCAAUGCUCCCUUAACAUAAAGAUGGACUGUUUGAGUUCCCCUCUAGCCGUCAUUUUAGUUCUGUACUGAUGAUGAAUAAAACAAGCUGUUGAUUAAAACAACCAUUUAAAUUAAUUUGCAUUCACAUCAGUGAAUCAAAUCAUCCAAGCAGUAUGAUCCGUUGUGCACCAACACAACUUGACACGAACACCGAAGUUUUACCAUUGGUUAAAACAUUCGCUAUAAAAGAUCCAAAUAGACGUGCUCGUGUGUGUGCUCGCUGCCAUGACUCUCGGUCGCAGAUACUAUGUCACCUUAUGCUGCGUUCAAGUUACCUUGGAAGUCAGAUGUCAGAGCUGAAAAUGAUGUCACACCCAUGUUCCAACAGCAUUUCAGUUACCAAGUCAGACAAAGCAAAAUCGAAGGCCUGAAACAAGAUGGCUACAUCUACGCAAGUUAGUUUAGCGCUUGCCUUAUAUUUGGACAAUAAAUUUCCCCGGUACUAAUAACGUGUUACUACCCAACUAGUAACUGUGUUAGAGAGUCAGGUAAAUUAGAUUUUUCUCGUUUCACACUAAAGCACAAAUAUUUAAUUUGAUGUGUUGUUUUGAAAAAAAAACCCAAGUUUGAUCAAUGGUUGUCUAUGGAGUAAUUGAAAGACCCUUUUAGUACAUACAGUUAUAAACAUACAGUUGCACUAGCACUUAUGUCACGGUCAUUAGUGAAGUCUUCAGGCAGAACUUAGGAGUCUCUUUACAUGUUGAUCAGUAGAUAAUUUACCAUCAUGUUAUUAAGAUUGUUAAUCAAUACUCUAAUUUUGUCAUGCUCACUCAACCCCAGAGGACCCACCAAAAGGUAUGUUAAUUAAGCUAUGUGUCAGAAUAGUGUCUAUUGUGGGGCAGCUUUGUUUUUUGGUUCAUUCUGGGUGGAAAUACACUCAAAGGUAUUUCUUCUUACAGUUUUUUUUUCUCGUGUGCUUGUGCAUUUAUCUAUUCUUAAUGCAGAACGACACACAAUUGGCUUCAGUCAGUCCAGUCUGAUCCAUUUGGUGGGACCCUCUGACUGUACACUACAUGACUAUGUCCAAGGCGGUGAGUCUGUCUUUUUCUGUUUUAUUUGCAGAUUGUAUGUUGUGCAGAUUGAAUCUAGUCCUGGUUCAUUACACAGAUUUUAAGUAAUAACAGUAACAGCUGAUUAUCUGAAUUGAUGCCAGAAUGAUGUGGAGUCUGUUCCAGUCCAUCAAUAACACUGACCAAAAAAUGUUGGAUUUACCAUGUGCAUUUAAGCAUUUCUUUUGAAAUGGAUGAAAUACAGUGGGAGUAGUCACUCACACUGAGUGGGGUACAGUAUGUUUGGGUUGCAGAUUGCGUAAAUUAGCCAACUUUUAUCUGUUAGCUCUUGAUGGAGAUUUUUUCUUUUGGUUCAGUGUUGGUUAAAAAGAUGACAUUGUGAAAAUCAUAAAAUCAUAAAAGAGUGUUUAAAAAAAGCUGAAUAUUAAUCAAAGAGGGUGUCAUUCUUUAUCAAUACAUCAAUCCAAACUGUAUUUGCAUUCAGACUUUCCUGGAAGAGGCCACUGCUCCAUCACAUGUCAGCAUGCGUUCCAUAAAUUGUCAUGAACAGCAAAGCUGAAGUGCAGCAAACUUACAGCUGCAUAUAGACAGUAUGUAGCCUCUUGAAAAUGCAAAUGUUACUGUUAUAUACAAAGGAAAAGGUUUAAAGGGAGAAAUCCUCAGUGACAAAUUCUAUAAUACAGUGCUGGAAGCUGUUGGUUUAUGUUGGAACCCAGAUUGCCCUCUAAAUACCUGUCGGAUCUCAAUGUCAUUCUUGCACAUGUGAAACAAAGAACUCAUGAACAGCAUCAGACUAUUUAGUAUUCAAGGCAUGGAACAUGCUGACCAUACACAGCUUGAGUACAACAUGGAAACACUGCAGGAGAGAGAGGAAACAGAUAUACUUACAGCAGAGAACAUACAGUAUAUAGAAAAAGGUAUACCAACACUGGGGAUUUGGUAGAAGGAGAAAAAAGACCUUUGAACAUAAAGAUUGAAGUAGGAAAGAAGAAAGUGCUACGAGUAAAUAAAAAAUAUUAACAAAGAGAUCAAGCCUUUUAUAAAUUGACUUGUCUAUGUUAUUACUAUUAUUCAGCCUCCAAAUGUCUCCUUAUGCUUUUCUAAAAAGGUGCCUUCCUUUCAGUUCAGCAUAAACCCUUGGCUCCAUAUCGGUACAGUGUGUCCUGUGGCAACACAGGCAAGCAGAGAGGAAGAAGUACUGCUGAAUUUAAUCCAAAGUGAAACGUCCAUGAGAAAUAAUUUCAUAGCUUUUAGUUGCUAUGUUGUCCCCUUUAAUUUGAUGGACAAGGGAUGUCAGAACAGAAAAAUGUUAGGUUGAACAAUGCACAGAUAUUUUUCUAAGUGAGCAUGAUUUCUUGUGGUUGUGGAAAGUGAUUAUCCUAAAUAUAUCAGAGUAUGUGUGAGCACUACCUUGUUACUGAAAUAAGGGCUUGGGCCAUUGUAGUUGUUGCUCUGACAUAGCACUCUUGGCUGUCAAGAAUAUUUACUGAAGGUAGAGAACCAUAGAGUGUAAAACUACAAGAUUGGCUGUUCUUGACUAAACCAUUGCAACAUCACCCAGUUGUUGUUUUUUUAGACUGCUAUUAUAAAGCUUACUGCAUUAUGACCAUCACCAGUAAGGUUUAUUUAUUUAUUGUUUUGGGAGGGCAACACAUUAAAGCUGACAAACACAUCUUCUCCCUCACAAUGAUUUGCUUUGUUGGAGUAAAAGACCAGAGGGUUAUAUAACUCAAAUAAAAGAGCUUAAGUAGCUUAUGGAACAUUGCAAACUAGCGCUUGCUUGCACUCUUUUUAUAUUAGACGUGAACCAGUGUUUGAAUGAAGAGAACCGGGUUCGUAAGAACUACUCUCUUCAUCUGUUUUUUUCUGCUGGAAGAAGACAGCUGUCAUGAACAGGCUUUUAAAAGAGGGCCCCAAAUGCAGGACACACAAGACUAGUUCUCAAAGAGAAAAUCAGGUUUAUCCAGUCCAGGAUUUGGUACACAGCAAGCAAUCAGCACAGGCAGAGGUAUCCAGAACAAGAAGCAAAAAGCAGAGUCAAAAAACUAUCGAGGUCGAGAUCAAAAAGACUAUGAAUACAAAGAAUGCUGGAACGUGACUGUGAGGUACAACAAACUGGACAAACGAGACAGUGAGAGACAUGAGGUCAAAUACAAGAGGUAAUGAUGGAGAUGGGGAACAAAUGAAAAAUAUAAAGUCUUUCUAACAGGACAUUGAAUGCACCUGUCUUUUGACCUUGCUGGAUUCCUGAGCAGGACAAUUCAAUUAUCUUUACACAAGGGUUUUUAUUAUUUGGAAAGUGCUUACAAAAGAGGCACCGAGGAGCUUCCUGCUUGCCAAGGGAUGAGGCUUUUUCUUCUGCUCAUGUUCACAAAAGCACUUCAGUUGAAGUAUGUGCAUUAAAAAAACUCAUAUAUACAGUAUAUUAGCUUUUUGAAAGUCAGAAGCUUUUGUGGUAUUUUUCUCCAACUGCUCUGUCCCCUUCAAUCCAGAUUAUGAGUUUGGAAGGUAAAAAUUGCAAAACACAGAGCAAACAGUAAAGAAAGUAGUAAACUUGGAAUAAUUGGGAGAUAAAACAAUUUGUUCAAUGAGCGUAUUAAAUGGUUCAGCCAUCCUUGACCAGAAGUGAACUAUUUUAAACAACAACCAAAAAAAAAAAACUGCUAAUGUCAUCUGGAAAUUAUUUUUGUGGCAUCUGUAACGAAACAUUUUAUCAGCGUAGAACAAAUUCUUAUUAUCAGCUGAGGUAAAUUGUUUCUGGCAGAUUAUUUCUGCUUCCUGCUGCCAUUUCCAUCAAGGUCAGCUAUGUAAAGGGACAAUCAGAGAGACACAUCAGAUAGUGAGGAGUGGAGCAGAGGGCAGAAGUUGACUCAGAAAGAGACGCAUUGAGACGGAGACUGGACAGGACAGCGGGGUGGGAGGAGGGAGAGGGCGGGACAAAUAAGUAUCGUCUGUGCCGUGGCUGCUUUUUUAAUUUGGAGAUCUUGCUGAGAAACCUGUCUAAUGAAAAAUAAAAUGUGGAACAAGCAUGCAGGUCAUCUUAAAUACACACACAAACACGCACACACACACACACACACACACACACACACACACACACACACACACACACACACACACACACACACACACACACACUGAAACUGUCUCUCCAUACAUGCCAUUGCUCAUUAGGCAACAUUCCCUGUUGUUGCUUCUGCUUUCACCACACUUAUUAUGUUUACAUAAUGAAGUCAGGUUGGGCAGCCACAGUGUUCACUCUCUUCUUUUCCCCUACUGAGUCUUACUCCCUCCUGACCCCACUUUCCCCACUCUCUUGUCAGUUGAAAGCAAACUUUCUUCUGCAUGUCAACUACAGCUUUUACUCUUACAGUAUGUCUUUGGUUAUAUGGUGUGAUAAAGUGGCCUACUUAGCUUGAGCCUGAGGAGACAUACAGCACAUGUGAGAACACAUGAGCAAGAACACCCAUGCAUGCAUGCAUGUUCAGAUUGUGACUAGAGACAGAGAAUGUCUGUUUACCUUGGAUACAUUUCUUAGUUAUUUCUAUUCAAACCACAAGCUCUUAAUGUCUCAUUGAAUACUCUCUUUAUGAAUGCCGACUGAUUGAUGGCAGAUGUGAGUAGCAGAGCCAAGAGUAUCUGUUGUGAAUUGACUGCUCAUUGGGUUUAAAGCAUUUCUUGAUUAAUACCCUGAAUGUUCCUAUGUCAGAUACUGUGGAGUAAUGGCUUGUGAGUCUGGGUUUUAAAUGACUGUCCACAUGCUAAACAAAACGCUGGGAAUUUCCAAACACUGCAGAAGAUCAGAGUUCGAAACUUCUUGGAAGCCCAUUAACUCAUGGUCCUUUUUCUCUUCUCUUCUUUAUUGCGUCUUCUCUCCCAUCAGCCCGCCUCUCAUCAUUAUCUCUUCCUCUUUCUCCAUCGCUUCCUUCUACCCUCGACCCUUUUUUCAUGUUCUGAAGAAGCAAACCACCUGUUCCCAUGGAAACAGCAGUUGAUUGCCACAGGUGGACCAUACUGUGGUCUGAUUAAGAUACAUAAAUAUAAUGAAGAAAAAAAUAACAAUUGUGUGACAUGUUUAGUUACUUCUUGUAUGUACAGCCCACUAAUGGCCCUCUUAUGAGCAGAAUAUUUGUAGAGUUUUUUUUUUUUUAAAGAAAUUGACCAGUGGUUGACCUCGCUGUUCUUUUGCUUUGUAAACAUGUGUGAAGCCUCAGCAUUUGGUUUUUAUGAUUGUAUGUGCUGACAGAAGUGUUCCAUGCACAGAUGGACUGUGUGUGUGUGUGAGAGAGAGAGACAGAGAGAGAGAGUAGGGGAGACCAGGGUUUGCUGUCACAUGGGUAAGUUGUCACAUUGCAAUUUUCUUUGCCACUAGAGGGCGCAACUAAAAAGUGAAAUACUAGUUUUCUUCCUUUACAUGGUCAAAAAAUAACAUAUAUUAAAAUAAGCUUCUUCCAGAUAAAAAUCCUUGCAGUGAUACAUGUGGACUUGUUAGAGGAGCGAUUAAGGCAUCUUGUCAUAGCUCUGUCAUUGUUCUAAGAUAACUUUAAGCUAGAGCUAGAAUUAGCAAACAUGGUAGUUUGGGGCAACUUGUCUCAGUCAUUUUGUGGUUUGUGCCCCGGUCUCCCCUACAUUUGAUUACCUUGAAUUACUCUUCCUCCCUUUAAUCGAGCAUUGAUUCAGAAAUGAAAUACUGACCAGACACUUCUGGAGCGCUUCCCCUUUUAUACUGAACUCUAAAUGUAGUUAAAAAACAUAAACAAUAUCAACAUCUUGUAAAAAUACUUAAUGCAAUAAAAAACAGUAAUAGGAAUAAGCGAGUGGAAUUUUUUUUAUUGUUUAUAUAAAAGUUAUAGACAAUAAAAUAAGUCAAUACUACAUUUGAUUUAGUUUGGUGUAGCACUACUUAUUGUUUAUUUUGUGAUGAUGGCCCACUCAAAGAGAUUCAGAAAACUUCUGUGAUUACUGAUGCUGUAGUGCAGGAGCAGGGCAUGCUUUUGAUGACAUAUCAUUGAUUAAUGUUUAUUUUUCCAGCCUUUUUGAGAAUGCAUGCAUAGAUUUAAGAGAACUCCUGGAAACAUGUUCUGCUGAAUUGUUUCAAAGGUCUCAUGCUCAUGCAGUGUAGUGCAGACGUACGCCUGAUGCUUCAUUGUGACACAUACAGUGCAUCAUUAGUUACAGAUGCAAAAGCACAGUCCUGACCAGUCAACCACACCCGCUGAUUGAGGAUCAGAGAUAUAAGAAAAACUUAUAACCAGAGUAAAACCACUUUUUAUUGAUUCAAAGUAAGUCUACGUUUCCCUGAGCAGUGUCUGCAGCUUGUCUGAUAAGCUAUAAACAGCACCAAUACCCUCCACCAAUCACAGACUUUGGCAGACUGUAUGUAGGCAAAAACAAAUAAGCAUGUUGCUGUGGGGAUCAUAACCAAUAUUCUCAUCCUCUUUGUGCUUUCCUCAUCUGAAUUUCAACAGUUUGAUGGCAAGACUGCCCUUUUAGUGAGAGAAGUAAUGAUUUAUAAAGAGGAACUAAGACACAUCUCUAUCCCUUAUUACCUUACACGGUGCCAGUUUCACCAAUCAAACAUGCUCAAACUGUCCAAUCACAAAAUAAAUAAAUGUGCUUGAAUGAACAUCAUGCAUUUCAAAACAGCAUAUCAGCUUUGUUUAUACUUGUUGGGGCAGGUGACCUUAAUCAUCACAGGCAGGGCUGUGUUUUAUCUACAGCAACCCCAUCUGACAGAAUUUCCAUAGGAAUCACACCUCAGUGAUUUUCCCAAGCCUUUGUUGCGCUUACAAUGUUAAAUAGUAACUCUGACAUCACUAGCUUGUGAUUUACAAAAUGAAAUGCUCCACACUAAUGGUGUAAGUGUUGAAUAAAGCCCACCACAGCUGGAAUGAUAAAAUGUACAAUGAGUAUGCAGCUUAUGGGUCUUUGUAGGAGAAAGUGGGCGGUUACAGCAUGGCUGUAAUGUUAACUGGAGGUGUUUCUAUAGUAACAGCUCAUUAGGAGGCAGUUUGAACCGUUUGAUACUGUCCAUGAUUAAAGCACUUGUUGUGGUGGUGGUGGUGGUGGGGGAGAACAAAGAGGGAGAAUUGUGAGUUAUAGAUAAAGAUAAGAACAAGCAGGAGCAGGAAGAAAUAAAGCUGCCAAAAUAGAAGGUAUGAGAUUAUGGAGGUAUAAAUAUGUGGCAGGUCAUCCACGUUUCUCUGUACAGCCCUCUUGUUGAGAUGAGAGGAUGUCCUGCACAGCGUGUUGUGUCUGGGCUGGUUUUAAUUAAAAGAAGUUUGAAGUUAGUAGACAAGAGUUGAUGGGCAACAUGAGCUCCCUGCAGACUCCCUGCAUUGAUCGCUUUUCUUUUAGCCAAUGGACAGAAUAAUGCACACAGAUUUGAGGAAAUGGUCAAAAGGAAUCUUAUCACAGAGGUAUUUUGCCUCUGGCGAACUGGGCUGCACUAGGGACUUGGUUACUAAUUGCCAUUUUUCCCCAUUUGGAGUGAGCUGUCUUUCCUCUUCAUACACACCAACUCCAGCUUCCCUCUCCCCCAUGCCUUUCAAGUUCCCAACCCAGGGCAAAGGGAGAGUCAUAGUGUGCCAUGUCACCCUGCAAAUGUGUAACACUAGGCCCAGGGCUGUCUUGGCCUCGCUUGUCCUCAUUUGCAGUCUCACAUUGAGUCUCACUCUAACCUUUUAUAUGGACUGUACAAGGAGAGGGAAUUCUGCAGGAGUUGCAUUAACAGUUCUACUGAUGGUAGUAAUGAAUAAAGACAAGCAUCUUUGGUACUCAAGGACACCACUGUCUUCCACUGAGCUAACUCAAUAUUAAACCUACAUUGGACUGAAUAUAGAACACAGUCCUGUAAAAAAAUAGAUCUUGUUUAAAAAAACACUUUUCUGAGGUUUGGUAGGAGUAAAUGAACUAUUUUCUUCAGUUGCAAUCUAGCACGUAAGAGACAAGGGCUCUAUACAAGGAUUUAAGUCUAGAUUAGCGACAAGAUUGUCAACAAAAGUCAAUGUAGUGUUUGUAUGACAUUUUGUGCUGAUGCAGACCUGUUAACAUCUUUAACUGUUUUUUGCUGUUAAAGUUAAAGAGUGUAGCAGGGCCAUUUUUUUCAUCAGCUUCCCUUCCAUGCAGAAAUAACCCUCUAUCGCUAAAUGACAGCAUCCAAACUCUAUCCAUGCUCAUGCUGUACAGUUGAACAAUCAGAACACUGAAGCCUAUUCUAGCUCUACAGUCUUCAAAUACAUAAGAGUGCACUCAGUAUUUUUAAUAUAUGAUUUUCUCACAAAGUAAACAUAGUCAUGUCAUAGAAUGAACUUUUUUUUCUUCAUUUAGCACAUACGCUUUAUUCCACGACACACUGUGAGGACCUUUUCUGCAGUAAAGAUGAUCCCUUAAUCACCCUGAAUGACCUCUGUAAGAUCAUUCUCAUAAGGACCUUCACAGCAGCACUGACAAACACAAUACAUUUAAUCUUAUUCUUACUUUGUGAUAUUUGUAAGUGGACACUCCAGUGAAUUCAGAUUUUAUCAAAUCCAGGCUUGCUGUGUUUCAAAGAAUAAUGUCCUCAAACUCCAUCAGCUGAUGCAGACUGCUGCAGAGAGAGCUGCUGUUCUGUAGCUCCGCUUUGAAUUCAAGACAGAAAACAGUGAUAUUUCCUUUAACAACUACAGUAUAUGUUGCAUACUAUAGCAUACUCUAGACUUUACACUUUUGGAAGGAAGGAACUUAUCUUUAAUCAAUGAUUCAUUGUAAUAAGAGUCACUUUGCUUCCUGGGGGUUCCAGCUAAUCAUUGGUUGGCACAAAUAUACUUUGGUAAAACAAACAAACAAAGAAAUGAAAAACAAACAAACAAACAAACAAACAAACAAACAAACAAAAAAGACUAGCAGAGCUAGAUUCCACUCCAAAAUAGCAAAAUAACCACUAUAAAGGUGAACCCAAAUGCAUACAGGUCCUUGGUCAGGUCCAGGGCUUCAGGUAGCCCGAGAAGUCUGUGCCAUCAGAAAUUUAAAAUGCUGGGAAAGGUUUGUAAUGAGGCAAAUGGACUAGGUUGGAGUUGCUCCCAUGAGACUAUGAAGAAAAUGAUUUAUAGCAAAUAAUAUUAUGAUUUAAAAAAAUUGAUCUCAAAGUAAAUUUGAAGGGUUAUUCUGUAGUUGUGCUUGAAAAUUACCAAGGUUAUUCUCUGUCUGUUAUCAGACCGAGAGAACGUUUCAGCCAGCAUUUACCAGUGAUUUAACUUUUUCUUUACUACAGCUUUCACUGAUGGUAAAUACCAAGAACAGAGUAAAGCAAAUGAGCACCACAAAAGCCUCACCUUAUGGCAAAAAAGGGGGAAGAAAGAGUGGAAAUGUAGGCAUACCUAAUAACAAUGAGCACCUGUGUCAGAAUCUAUCACAAAAAGAAGAAGAAAGAGAAGAAGAAGGACUUAAUUGAUCCCUGAAGGAAAAUUCAUAAUAACCCGCUACAAUGUGAAAAUGCUAAUGAAUCUCCCUGAAUGAUGCUUGUAAAAGGAACAAGUAGCCAAAGGUUAGGAUUACAGUAACCAUGAUACUGAGUAUUUCAAGGACGAUGCAAUAUGAAUGCUAUAUAGAGGCCAGAGAAGCAGUGUCACUACCAUAAAUAUCAGAGUAGGUAAAUAUAAUAUCCCAGUAUAGCUGAGCAACACAGAAGUAUUCAGGCAGCCCACUCUAGAGUUAAACUUUUAAAAGUUGAAACUGUAAAUAAAAAAAUAACUUCACCAGUGACAAGAAAGACUAACAGAAAGAGACAGAGUCAGGUUCUUUGUUCAGACCUGAGAAGUUUAAAGGGUACAAAUCCAAAAGUCAAAAGUUGAAGGAGACAAAAGAGUCUUUGUAGUUUUUGGACCACCCUUUGAUGGACAUGGCUUUCUAAGCCUCUGUGUAAGUGCAGCCCAUGGCCACAUACUGCUGCUUUGGCAGGUAAUUGGGGUUCUGUGUCCUAAUUGGGGUCACGUCUCUGCCAUUAGCAACUCAAGUUUUAGUGUGAUCAGGAGCGGAUCCAGAGGGUGGGCAUACCCUCCUGACUUCUUAUGGUGCCCUAGUGGCUAAGAUGCUGAACUAUGAUUGACUAGUUUGCCUUGUAAGAGGCAGAACUUACAUCAAAUACUCGCCUGUAUUGUGACAGGUUGCUUGUACAUUUCUCUGGGUCUACAGGUUUUACAUUUACAUUAACAUAAAUCUUUCUAAGUCCUCUAAGUAUGACAUUAAGAAGACUGAUAUGUUGCCAGAUUGAUGUGUUAGUUUUUUCAAUUAAAAAAAUGUAUACCUUUUAAAAAUGUUGUUUAUUGCACGCGCAGUAUGGGUGAGAAGACUCUCCAUCUACUUUUAUUGGCUGAGGUUUUUGUCACUUGGAAUAAUGAACUUUGUCAUUGGUAGAGCUUUGCAAGGUCCAUAAAAGCAGAUGUCCGAGGAGACAAGAUUUCUGUCUUGAGUAAAAAAAAAAAAUCGCAUUUCUCCACCCAACCACCUAUCAUUAUGAGACACCCGAGCAAAGGCAUUUGAUCAAGACUUCAGUUAAUUCAUCGUCACGCUCCUUUGCACAGAAAGCAGCAGGCAACAUAUCUCUGUUUUACCAAAAUCUUAAUGGCUGCUCAUAUAUUUUCACUGGCCCAGAUACCAAAAAGUAUGAUUGCAACUUUUUUUUAUGUACUGUUUGUAAUGUUAUGCAUGUUAUCUUAGUUACAUCAAAAUGUAUUUAAUAGAAUGGAAGAGCUCUUUUAUCAAACAGCUCAGAGAUCUAUUGAACAUUUACACAGAGGAGUUGACUUUGUUGGUGUGCUUGUGUUCACUGUGUGUUCACUGUGGGCUCCUUCUGUGGACUUGCUUAAGCUGACCAUUGGUUCUAAACUUAAAUGACAUGCCACAUCAGAGAUAUAAUGUGAAACCCCCGUCUACUUUAUUUGUAAAAUAUCUUUUUUUUUCUUUUUUUCAUAACACACUUUGUUCUUUUUUGUCUUUUGUCUUGUGUCUCUAGAAAUAGGAUGUUAAUAGUAGAGUGAAUCAAAACAGUGUAGUUGUGUUCCCCAAAAAUUCAAAACAGUUAGCUAAAUUAACAAAACAACUUUGUUUUUACCCUCAUAUGCUCCAAUCCCAAAUUUCCCUUAAGCUGACUUCCCUUAUUUGGACAGUCACCGGAGCUCAGGGAUAGGCCUAAGAUUGUCUGCAGUGAUCUGUGAAGUAUAAGUCAGGUGCUGCAGAGACAAAUAAAUGUGGCGUGUCUCUCAUAUUAAUCUAAAGGUUUAGAUUCACUUUGGUGUAAUUCAGCUUUUUGGUUCAAUUUCAUCCUCUUGUCAGGUUAUGAUCCCUCUCCAUUAUGUGUUACAUGCUCAGACAUGAUCACUCCAGGCUUUGAAUAGCAGCAGCCUGUUGUGCCUUUGACCCAGGGGAAAUUUCAGUCUAAGGUGAGAUCCCAUCAAUUUUCACAAUAGAGUGGAGAUGGGAAAAAACAAGAUGGGUUUUGGAAAAUGUAUUGCAACAGGCUUAAGCAUGGAAAAGAUGUGUUUUCAUGCCCACAAACACUUAACUCCUAACACCUUCUCCACUUUCAGACUACAGUCACAUUACCACAUUAACUGGACGGCCCUUUGGACGGGCAGUCUCCAUCUCUUACCCUCAGUUUUUAUUUCCUUUAAUGAUAACAACGAUAAAGAGCACUGGACCUGUUCACAACGCCUCUAUUAGGUUUGAUCAAAUACUUACCUAUUAGAGCCAUAGCUAAUUAAUCUAGCACAAGCAAUUUUUAAUUGUAGAUUACGCUGUUAGUAUUUUGAGUACAUGUCUUGUAUAUGUCUGUGACAGGUUUGGUUUGAAUAAGUUUACUUUCCAAAUCAAAGCUUUGGUAUCAUCAGCAGAAUGAAAUGGAAGUCAUUCUCAGGCCAUUUGGGAUGGAUGGAUGGGAAGGAUGUCAAAGUAAUGACAUGUUUAAUUCUUAAUCAACUCAGUAGGAGCACUCUUACAGUGAAUGCUGCAUUUGGGAGCAAGCAGCACAUUCUGUUCGUACUCCCACACAUUUGGCUGUCAUAAAUAGAGCCACACAGUGCAGAUGGUGUGAGCUUUUAGGAGACACACCAGCCAUCAGGAGGCAGAAUUAUUGAUUUUCUGUAGCAUGAGAGAUUCUAAAAGGAAGUCAGAGGAAAUGUUUAGGGCAAUUGAGGUGUCUAGCAAAGGUCUAAAUAUCUUUAAAUGAGCAUGAGUUAAAAAGCACUCUUAUUACUCAUGCUCAUACACUCUUAUCCAAGAUUAAAAACAGAUGCCACCAUGUUUCUCUCUUAUCUCAUCUCCAUCCCACCCACUCUAAACAAGAUGUCCCACUUUUUGUAAGAGACCCACAAACAACUGUUUCCUUUGCAGAUGACACAAGCUGCCAGGGCUGUGUGUGUGGCGCAAACAGACAAAUGGAGGUGUGGAUUUGUGAAUUCCUCUGUGUCUACUGUGUAACUUCUACAGCCUCAUGAAUAAUGGGUGACAAGACUUGCUGUAAAACUGAGCUUUGGUUUCCCACUCAGAGUGUUUUUACUUGCUUUUAAAUCAAUGCUGUAGUGCAGGAUUGCCUAAAGUGCUCUGAUAAGUUUGAUAUUUUGACGAAACUGUGUCUGUGAUAUGAUCAAAUGCUUACCUCUUACCCAAAAAAGGUCUUUUUCAGGUCAGUAGGGCACAAAAGGUUUGUGAGUCUGUAAGAUGCUGCUCAUCUGAGUGACGGAGUGCAGUAUUAUGCUGGUUGAGUCUGAUUGUAUUUUUUGAUUAUAUGUAUUUUUAAUUUUUUUAUUAUUCAAAGUAUUCUCUCAGUGGUCUUAAAUUGUGAUUAUGAAGUUUUUAGCCAAAAUCAUGUUACCUGUGUCAUUUUCGAGGACUUACUUCUGCAGAGCUCCAGUGGCUCAUUAGCUAUUCGCCUCUGAGUUGUGGGCAGAGAUAGUGCUGCACUGCACACUCCUCUCCAUGCUAGCUUGCAGCCUAACUUUGCUGGUGUAUGAAAAGUGGCAGGUAAUAUAGGAGAUAUUCAGCUCUCAAACACUGUAAGGAUGCCUAGCCCAUGUUCACACUUUAAAAUGGAAGGUCCACACGAAUGAUCAUUUUGACAAGCUUUAUUGGUUGCAGAUCUGGGUUACAGCUUCAUCAUGCCACAAGUGUACCACGAGUGUAACACAAGUGUAACACAAGCGUAACAAAGUGUAACAAAAAUUGGUCUGAGACUGUUCAAGCAUAUAUAGUCGUCCACGUUUCCAAACAUUCUGCUUGCAUCUUGUUGACCUAAAGGAGAGUCCAUGUAAGGUAAUGACAAAGCACAACAUAUUUUGGGAGCCUGAGUGAUAUUAAACAUGGGUACAAGUUUCUUGUUGAGGAUAUUUGUCGGAGGCCCAUGGCGCCAGAAAUCUAGCACCAAAGUAUCUGAGGUAUUUGAGUGACACAGCUCCACCACUCUAAAGGCUGACAUGACUGGAUAAAGAAAAUCAUCCUAACAAACACUAAUGUCUUAGGGGACAUGAUAAAAGCUAAAGUUGUAAUUAGCCUUCUUACAAGCUUUGCAAUCCGCUACCGGACACACUUGCUAAUUAAUCAUGAAUCCAAUAAUUGUACAUUAUUAUUGAUAAUUCAUACAUUAUUAUUCUCUACAUUUAUUAGAUUUAUGUAUGGAUUAAUGUCAUGAAUCUAAUAAUUUAUCAUUAGACAUAUACAUUAAUCCAAUAAAGGAAAAUUUCAGAAAAAGACAAGGGUUCAGAUUACAGUAAGCUUUUAUAGUGGAGAAUGAAUGGAACGUCCUUGAGAUCCAGAGCAUAUAGUGAAACUUUUGAAACAUGCAGCUUCUAAGAUAUGAAAAUACACAGAAUUUCUUCAGAUGAGGUCAUGUGAUCCAGGUCUCAUCUUCAUUCCGUUCUAAGACUUAUUCUCCAGCACAACCAAAUUCUGUGUUGUCUCUCCAUCUCAAAAAUGUGUAAUUAAAAAAAAAGUGUAAUUCAAUACAAGGAUGGAAAAAUGGAGAUGCUUAAAGGUGGGGUAGGCAGGAAUCUGUUAAAGAAGCAUCUUUUUGUGGUGUAUAGACAAAAAAGCUUUUAAUAUCAGUCAGUAGCUAUUAGGUAUUGAUGACAUUUGGUAAUAUAACGAAAUUGCAGUGUUUUGUUAUGUCUGUGUAGUCAACAUUUUAAAAUUUCAGAGCGCUCCGCUCUUUCUGACUAUAAACAAAGCCGUUCUUUAAUGGCUGCAAUGGCUAAAGUAUUUAUCAGCAUUAAAUAUGAAUUCAAUUGAAACGAUACGAGUAAGCAGAAGCGUCUGUUUGUGGGCGGGGCUUGAUGGAGCAGAGAGGGAGGGGAGAGGAGGAGCUGAGGGGAAAACUGGUUGGGAGGGGUAGAGUUUACAGUCAAGAUUUCUCCCCAAAACUGGCACUUCCUCAGAUCCUGCCCACCCCACCUUUAAGAAAACAGGGUAACAAUGAUCAUUUAAUAAAAACUUAUCCAUUCAAUCAGAAACUCUAUGGCUUUUACAACUGUGUUUUGAGCUAUAAAGGUAACUUGAAAAACAAGAUCUAGUUCUUUUGGUGAGAAAACAAGUAUACUGUUCCUGUAAAACCUGUAAAGUCGUGCCUAAUGCCACAGGAUGCAGUUUAAAGCCCCGUCGGGGAGUUUUUGACUGAUUAUAAAACUGGGUGAAAUAAAGAGUGAUACAUCUUUAUGACGUACAAAAGCUAACUAGACUGUUCAGCUUAUACUGUUACUUUACAAACCCACUGUAAGGGGGUAGGUGUCAGAGGAGAUGAUUAACGGCAUACUGAAGAAACACACUGUUACCACUAUAUUCAAUGCAACAAAUUACAUUGAGUAAUACGUACAUCUCACUGUUAAAAGAAAGCAUAAGAAGAAGUUUUGUCAGAAAUCUUGAAGUUCACAGCUCCUCAAAAGUACUUUGAGGAUAGACUCAGUUCACUCUUAGCUGAUAAUUUGAUACAAACACAAGGAACAGUUCUUGUCUUGUUUUGAAAAUCUCAUCAGACUACUGCAUGAUAUCUUGUAUUUGUUUAGCUAUUGUGUUAGAUGAGACAUAACGCUCACCUUUGGCAAAUCCCAUGUUCAAUAUAGCUAAUGACAAUAUGAUUUUCUUAUGGUUAGAAGUCUACAGUGUUGAACAUUUCCAUACAAGUCAAAUUUUAAGUGUAAAGGUUGUUCAGUUCUCAGCCAUGACCCCUUGCUGCAUGUCUUACACUAUGCUCAGCUUAUUGGUCCAGCCAAUAAAGUUUUGCAGUAAAGAUUGUGAUGAUAUUUUGCUGACAUUAUGUGAUAAGAUCAAAUCAGAUGAGGAAUUGUGUCAUUUUCAUAGCAGUGAGACAUGAAAAGGAUAAGAAAAUUUUGAGGGAAUGAUUGAAACUGUUAUGUAUCUUAUUAAAGUCAAACUGUGUGUGUCUGGAACAGGUGUCACCAUGAAGCUGAUGGACGAGGUUGCUGGCAUUGUAGCAGCUCGCCACUGCAACACCAACAUUGUUACUGCCUCUGUGGAUGCUAUCAACUUCCAUCGCAAGAUCAAGAAAGGUGAGGAGAACAAAGGGAAUCCAGUUACAUCCCUAUCUUUCACGUCAUCAUGAAGUAAAUUAUUGAAUUGCACAGUCUUAAACACUCUGCUGUAAGAUAAUGUGGAAAAUGUCAGCAGUACAUAAAUUCAGCCUCAGACAGCGCUGUUUAAAAUUGGGCUAAAGCCAAUGUUAACAGAUGUCACACUUAAACUGACCAAGACAAGUUGUGUUUUUUAGAGCUGUCACUUCAUCUGGACAAACACAUCCUUGUUAUGAUUAAACUUCUUUCCAUUACCAAUCUUUGUCCCUGCUUCAUGUUCCCACUCCUCCAGAGAGAAAUGAUUAAGAGCACGUGUUCUGUAGUGCCUCUGUCUGCAGGCCCAGAUUUUAUGUGGAAAAAUUCGGAGCAAUUUGGUUGAAAGUCAUUUCACACUUUUUUUUUUUUUUUUUUUACAACGAGCUUCUUACAAGGCAAAAUGGGUGAUUGCUUACAGUAUUGAAACCAUUCUGCUUUUCUUCUCUUUUAAGAGACAUUUGAAAGCAUCAGAGGUAUUAUCAGAGGUAAUUGGUGUACCUCUUUAGAAAACAGUUAAUCCAGGAGAGUUGGGAACAGAAGUAUAAACAAAAAGCAUACAUUCAAGAGGGAACUAACAGACUUCAUCCCAGGAAAGCCCAAAGGGUAUAAAUCCUGAUACUACUACAACAACUACUGCUGCUGCUGCUACUACUACUUAUUUAUUAGACAGAACCUUUGACAUAACAAACUGUCCUGGGUGUGCGCACGCACACACACACACAAAGGCAGAAAUGCACAAAUGCAUUUUUCAACAGUUGGCUCAAGUUCAUGUGAAAGAUAAUAGUUUCACUUGCAGUUAAUGGUUAUUUGUUUCUACAGUUUGUUCAUUAGCCUUUUCAUGGUAUCUAAACAUGUCAUCAGGGACUGAAAGCAGUCUUGAAUAAGUGGUGUAAAACAGCUCUUGACAUUUAUGGCUUACAGUAUUCCUCUGCUCAGUGUGUGUUGUUUGUUCUUGUGCUGUAAAUGAUGGAAUCCAGACAUUCAAAUGUUAUGAUUACCACAGGAUAUGAUGUUAACAAUGAAACAGGUACAUCUCCCCACAUGUAGAGUUAUGAGCUGGAAAAGACCAUUUUUAGAUUUCAAAGCUCAGCACAGCAGACAUGUCAGCCCAAAAUAAGGUCUGAAUUAGGGUAAGGGACUGAGAAGGAUGUGUUUUAAAACCUUUCAAAUAGUCAUGUCUAAAGUCAUUCCAUUUGCUGCCUCCAUCCAGGCAUCAAGAGGCUUCCCAUUUUGCUCAAGCUGGUCAGAAAACUCUAAGAUGUGUGCUUAGGACAUUGAUGGUCAAGGUUCGAAAUAAAUACCUGCCAACAGCUUGGUAUUGUAGGGAAGACAUACCUUUCAACAGAGGUUCAAGUAAAAAAAAUAAAAAAAAAUCUAAACUUUCUGCUUGAGGUCAGGCUUUUUGUGUGACAGACUAGAAACACGAGUCUCAGCAGAACAAAAACACAAACCCUAAGCCAAAACCAAACUAGUGUUUAUUUCUGGUAAGAAAUACAUUAUAAAAUGUUUAUAGGCUAUAAUCAGUAGCUCAGGAGGUAGAGCGGUCGUCCAAUGACCGGAAGGUUGGCGGUUCGAUUCCCCCCUAAUCCAAGUCUGUCUGUUGUGUCCUUGGGCAAGACACUUAACCCACCUUGCUCCCAGUGUGUGUCCUCCACUGGUGUAUGAUUGUGAGUGUUGUGUGGUGGUGGUCGGAGAGGUCGUAGGCGCAGAAUGGCAGCCACGUUUCCACCACCACCAAAGUGUGACUGUGUGAGCGAAUGAAUGAUGUAUCCAAUGUAAAGCGCUUUGAUGGUCUCUGAUAAAGCGCUAUAUGAAAUCUGAUGCAUUAUUAUUAUUAUUAUAAAAAAUGUCUACAUAAUCAAAUUAUUGUAAGAUAUAGAAUCAAAACUAUUUGUAAAUGUUAAUUCCACCUGCUAAGUUUUUUUCACUCAUUACAAGAAAUUCAGUUGAAUAUUUUACUUGCAUUAUCUUGAAAAAAGACUUUUAUCAGAACUUGUGUGGUGAAUGUGGCUUACAGUGCAUUCGGAAAGUAUUCAUACCACUUCACUUUUUCCACAUUUUGUUAUGUUACAGCCUUAUUCCAAAAUGGAUUAAAGUCCCUUUUUCCCUCAAAAAUUCUACACAAAAUACCCCAUAAUGACAAAGCGAAAAACCUUUUUUUAGAACAUUUUGAAAAUGUAUUAAAAAUAAGAACACUCAAAUGUUGCAUAUACAUAAGUAUUCACACCCUUUACUCAAUACUUCUUCUUGUGUACUGUAUAUUAAGUAGCUACUAGAGAUAUUUUAAUGAGAAUGAAGACAAAAAUACUUCAUCAGUUUGGGGAUAGUAGGGUUGGAGUUAGUCACAAUGGUUUACAGAAGUGCCCUCAAAGAGUCUUGAAGCAGAGUCUCAUUGUCAUUUAAUAAAAAAACACAUACAGGCUGUUGAAAGUGAGAAAACACACACACACACACGAGUCUCAGAAUGUGUAUUUCUUUAUUUAGUGGUUGCCUUCCUACCACUCCCUAUACGCGUAAAAACAGUUUACUUUACCUGCUGAACACACUGCAGGUUUAAGUAGGUGUCUUCUCUGAGUAUCUUGACUAUCUUGUCUGAGAAAUCCUUGUGCAUGUUUUCAGAUAAAACACAGGCCUCUAUGUUUUAUUAAAUUACAUUAACUCAAGCCUGGGUGGAGCUGGGGCACUACACUGUACCUUCAAACAUGAGCAGAUGGCUGCAUUCAAAUCAUAGCUUGUGGGUCACUUCUUCAUUAGUAUCUUUUCUUGUUUUUCGGGUACACGCUUCCAUUUUUCUCCUAACCACAGAGUUUGUAUAAGGAAAGUGUGAUGUCUUUCCAAACAACAUUGUGCAUUAUAUAUUUGGCACUGAAUAAAACUAAGAAAAAUGUUGGCCAUGAAAUAUUGCAGCGGUGUUUGGGUGGAGAUCUUGUACACCCACGGUCCGCAAUAGGUGGACCCGCGGACCACCUCUUUGUGGCCCCAGAGAAAAAAAAAAAUCAACAACACGGCACGGCACUCUCUCUUACUGACUGGCGCGUGGUUAGACUGGCCGAGAGAGAGAGAGAGAGAGAGACGACUGUGCGACUGUGCGCGUGCUCACGCUCGCAUUAUGGGCUUCCAUUACCAUGACAACGAUGCGCUGAUUGGCUGAUAACUACGCAAACCGGCAGUCACACAUCUUCCUCCUUCAGUCCGUCUUCUUUGCACGGCGCAGGCAGCGGUAACGUCUUUGCUGCAGGUGCGUCGCUCACACCCAGCACCCGACAUCAAAACAGCAAAUCAGAGAAAGGUGGACACUGAAAAUCGUUGAUUCACUGAUCAAUGGACCAAUCUUACCUCAUUCAAGCACAAAACCAGUGUGUCUUUUGUGCAAAGCACUGUUGCUCUGAUAAAAAGUGAAAACAUAAAACGCAAUGAGAAGCAAUUUUGAUAGAGAUUGCCCUCAAAAAUCUGAGCUACAAACAGAUUAAAUAAAAAGCUUAUUUUAUUUUAUUGAGUAAUACUAAGUAAGAAAGAACAUCAGUGUGAUGCUGAAAAUGAAUGUUUUUGUGGCUUCCAAUAACUCCUGAUUAUUACAGUACAGUACAAUCAGCCUAAAACUACAUGUAAAGAUAGAAAAAGGUUAAAAAUUAAAAUUAAAAUUUACCGCCAGGCACGCGCUGUGGACCUAUGACUUCCUCAAAAUGUAUUUUCAGGACCUUUUACAUUUGUAAUUGAGAACCCCUGUUGUACACUAUCUAGUGGAGAGAAUUAGAAGAAGCAGAUAAACAGGAGGAAAAUGAGAUUUUAGAGAAAGGGAAAGAGAGAGCUACAGGUGUGAGAGAGAGUGUGAAAGAGACAUUUUUGACUGUAAUUUAAAGGAGAGAGGUGAGAAUGAAGGAAAGAAAUUAAUACAGCGAAUAAACCAUAUUCCUGUAAAAUACCAUUCAGCCUGAAUAAUGCAAAGAAGCGUCAUACAUGCGAAUACAUCUGUAUAAUGUUUAAUUGGGAUAGUAAUAAUUCUCUGGUUCAGGUUAGUGGAUUGAGGGUUCAGUGUGUGUCCUGGUUAUGAUACAUUUACUGGGCAACAAAAGAAAGAGUUUUGCUUGUUUUAAUUACAAUUACAAUGUCAUUUAGUAGACACUUUUAUCCAAAUUAAUCGUACACCAGCGAACGACCCACACUGGGAGCAAAGUUAAGUGUCUUGCCCAAGGAUACAACGGUAACUGUUGACAGACUGGUGAUAGGGGGGAAUCAAACUGCCAACCUUUCUGUUGUUGGACGACCGCUCUACCUCCUAAACUACUGCUGGCCCCCUAAACUAUUGCUUUUUCACUCUGUGUGGGCCUCUUGGUAAUGCAAAAUAGCAUUCUCAGGAACAGAAAAGAGUAACAGUGUUGUUCAAAGCCUGGCAUGGAUCCUCUUCACAGCUGAAUAGCUGUAUCAAAUGUCUUCUCAGAGGUUGGACUUCUCUGACCUUCACCACUGCACAAUGUCAGAUCUACUGCAUUUAUUCAUCAAUUAUUAACCACAGGGGUCUACAGAUAAAUCGCCUGAUCUCAUCAAAGCUGUUUAUCUGUAACGUGUAACGUCUUUAAGGAGAGCAUGCUCCACUGAGCUUAGUACCCCCCCCCCCCCAAAAAAAAAAAAAAAAAAAAAAAAAAACAACUCAAUAGGGCAAUAAAUGCUGCAAGAGAGUAAACGAGCAUUGAGUUUACCUUAUCUUAUUUGCAUUCAUGCAUCUUUACUGCCUUUUCACUGCUAAUCACUCAGUAAGGUUUUUAUUAUCAUUGUCAUGUCCAUCAUCAGUCACAUGAGGUCUCGGGUAAAAGUGACAUCAUUUCAACACAUCCAUCCGAUAUAGAGGCUCCACUGAGGAUUUACAAAGGUGAACUUUUUACUGUAAAACUGUAAAACAAUAUGUAAGAAAUUCAUGCAGGUUAAACCUUGACUGAAAUUUCCUGUCAGCAGCUAUGAAGAUGUCCGUCUUUGACAUUAGCAGUCUAAAGGAGAGAGACUGUUUAAGCCAGAAUGAAAAAAAAUAAAAAGCAGUGACAGGGCUUCUUGAAAAGUUCGUGAAGAGCGUGCUUGUGUUAAGAGUUUAAGCAAAAUUACUUUGGUGCAUUUUAAAGGCUUACAAUGUAGCAAUCUUGAUGGAUGUGUUAACGCUCUGGAAAAGAACUUGUAGUUUGUGUUGAUUUUGGUGCCCCAGGUGACAGAGCCAUUAUUCUUAUUGCUUGCUGGCUCUGAUCAUUUGUAAAAAGUGUUUUUAACGGAACAUCUCAUCAUAUUUCCUUUGAAAGGUCAAAAUAUCUAUAUCAUGGAAGAUGCAGAAAACUGUAUCUGGAGUUUCCUAUUUAUCACAUUGUCUGACACAUGCUCGCAAUAGUUUCAGGCAUCAAAAGAACUAUAGUUCUUGGUGGUUCUGUAGUCCAUAUAAAGGUGUCAGUAUUGAUUUCAGUCCAUUUUGUGAGCUAAAACCUCCCCACAGGAGCUUUAAUGGAUUGGUCUUGAUAGGUUUAUAUAAGGUACUUGUCAGCAAUAAGUGUCUAAGAUGGAGGGGAUGUUGGCAGUGGUAGACAACCAGAAUGACAGCUAGGCUUUUAACUGCUACAGAUGAAGUCAGCUGUGCAGAUGUGAUUUAGCAGACCAAACUCCAAACAAGUACACUUUUACAGCCUAAUCUACUAAAGGUUUGCAUGUGCAAAAAUCAUGUGCAAACUUGACAGCACGCACAAAGCUGAUCUACUAACUGAGUGCACCGGGGAUUGCGUCUGUCAAAUGAUCAAAACAGUGGGCGCAAUCCAUUUAGUGUGUUUGACUUCAUGAAUAUGCAUAUUGUGUGUAGAUCAUCAGGCUGCACAAAAUUCUUGGAGGAGCAGAUGCAAAUAGAAUCAUUCAGCACCCGCAUUGUGAUUUGUCAAACCUGGAAACCAAUGGGUCGCUGUUUUGCGUCUAUAUUUCGCAAAAUCCUCAUUUAAAGAGGAGGGUCCGCACCACUUUUGCUCCUGUUAUCAAUUGCGCAUGCAAUGAUAGUAGAUCACCUGCAACACGCCCACUAAUAGCACAUGCAAUUUUUUAGUUUACACACCAGUUUAGCCAUCUCUAUUUGGGAUCUUAUUAGAUCAGGCCCUAAGUGUACACUCUGUUUUGAAAAUUUCAAUGCUUAACUUUGCUGUCAGAGAACCUUUUUCUGCUCCAUCCUCAGACAAAGCACGGACAUGUUCUUCUACCUGCUGUGCAGUGGUCAGCCGUUUAGGUCUAUGAUGUACAAGUCAUCGAUAUAUGGGGAACUUUUAACAAGUACCUCACACAACUUCUUGAAGUCUCUCUUUAAUAUAUGUAUUUGUACUUAAAGACCUAAAAUUAGCAAACAAACUUGGUUCAUAAACAAUGAGUAGUAAAAAGUAACAGAACCUGAGGUCAUGGACAUCUACACAAUUGUGUUCAUUAGCACGUCAACAUAGCAUAGUAUAGCGUGACACUAAUGCUAUAAACUGUUUUUAUUUAUGCCCUGGGUAGUUUUAUAAGACCCUGGUCUAAUACUGAAGAUGUGUCUCAGAUGUAGAGCACCCUCUCCCCCGAUCUCCAUGGCAACAGCAGUAAUAAUACAGUACCAGCACAUCAAAGAGAAUAAAGAAACACAUCAGAAAUGCCUGGUUCUGUUGGCUGAUUAUUUUUUUCCUCUGCCUUUUUGCAUUGACUUAAGAUUAAGGGUGCACAUUUUGAUGAGUCAGAUGCAUUAGAUGGAUUUAAUGUUGAAUUCAAAAGGAGAGGUGUAAAAAAUGCUGGCUUCAGAGGAUGCGAUUUGUUCUCUCAAGUAUACAUUUUUUUUUAAAGUUCUCAUUUUGAAAAGUGUCAGAGAUAAAAAUAAAACUUUGUCUUAGCACUUUCAGUUGUUCUGGCUGACUUAAUUCCUCCACAUCCGAGUUUUAUAUAUCUAAAAAAACCUGCAGCUGGAUGGCAUGGCUGCAGCUUUAAAAUUCUUCCAGCCAAAGAUCUUCAGCCUGUCUCAUUUUGUGGACUCACUCAGUGGAACUGACUUCAACAAGUUCAUGAUGCAACAGUGUGAAGUAGAUUGCAAGAGCAGAUUCAAAGGUGUUGUGAACUGAGUAAUUCUUUCUACCAGCUGUACCAGAACAAGCCCAUGUUAGCUGCAACUCUCAUCUUUUAAUGUAUGUCUGCUGCUAUUCAGGCGUUAUUCAAGUCACUGUGUUUGGGAUAUUUUUAAUUUGAACCUAACAUGUAUACCAAAGCAUUUUUUUUUAUUCCUGGACUGUCAACAAUUAAUCUGAGUGGAAUAUAACCAUGCUCAAUGAGAAUUACAUGUCCAUGUGAUUUUUUAAAUUUAUUGUGGUAUACUUUUAGAUCUUUGGGGGGCACAUGUUUGGCUAAGUGUUUAAUUCGUGUGUCAGGUGCAUGCAGACCAUAGUCCUCAGAGUUGGCAGUCCAGGGCUCACAUCUGACCUGCAGUGCUUUGCCACAAUGUCAUCCAUGCCUUUCUCUUCUGCCAGUUUCUCAUCAAUUGUCCUAUCCUCUGAAAAAAGGGCAUUAAAGCUGACCCCUGAAGUUAAAUAAAUAAAUGAAUAUAUAUAUAUGACUACAUACAUAAAAACAUUUAUAAAAACAUGAAAAAGAAUGUCAAAUUGUCUAAUAUGUGAAGCUGAAGUCAGAAGUUUGAUUUCAACUAAUAGUAUGAAAAAUAUACUAUUGUUAUAAUCCAGUAUUUUCAGGUUACAUAAAUUGUAUCAUGUGAAUGUGAUACAUAGCAUUAUAAAAAUUCAAUUUCCCUAAAUCUCUUGCAUAGCCUCCUGAUUUAAAAACAUAUCAGAAUGAAAAUGUCUUUGGUAGGCCAAGGGGCAGAGCAGUUUUAAUGAAGAUUUAUCUUUCUCUUAUCUCUCCAAGGUUGUGUGGUAACAGUGACAGGACGGCUCACUUUUGUCAGUAAUAAGUCAAUGGAAAUCGAAGUGUUUGUGGAUGCAGCCUCACUGGCAGAGGCAGAGAAAGGAAAAUACCGUGCAGUCUCAGCCUUCUUCACCUUCAUCUCUCUGGACAAAUACGGCAGGCCUCUGCCUGUUCCUCCUCUUAAGGUUAGUGCCUUUCAGUCUCUGUAAAAACUGUCAAUUUGUCAAAACCUGAAUGUGAUAUCAACUUGAUCUUACACAUUUUUCUGUAUUUACAUGAUGCCAAGUUUACACCUCUUGUUUAAAGUUAGUAUGAUGUGCUUUACUUAUCUUUCUUUCAUCAUGAAGUCAUGGACUUUUUGAAAACCUUCUCUCUGAAAUACGUCAGAAUUACUUCUUUAGUCUUUUGACCUUUUUCAGUUUAGUUCAGCAUGAGCACUGAUAAAGAUGUGCAGUCCAAAACUUGCCUUGAGGACUUAGUGAAUUAAAGGUGUAAACAUAUAUUGAAAUUAAAAAGUUGUUUAAGCGCAGUGCUGUCUUUCUACAGAAUUCUAAAGAAAUAUAUAGAUUAAUAAAGAGAUUGGCAGUGUUGCAAGUGUUAAGUUCAUCACAUCCUAGUUUAACAUGUUUUUUUUUGUCCUCUGUUAUUCAGCUUUUUGGAGAAUAAAACAUUAACAUACGGCGCAUCACUAAGCCUUGAUGGCUGAAUGCUAAUAUGUGUCUGGCUGACUCAGCACUUAUUGUCAGGAUGUAAGCUGUGCAUGUGCACCUGCAGACUGGAGAGGGACGCCUGCUGUUUGUUCUGGCCCGACAGUACACAACGAUCCACUCCCUAUUUAUGUGCAAACACUGUACACAGCCAUCUGCUUUACUCAGCACAUUUAAAUUAUUUCCUGGCUCCAGUCACAGUUCCUGACGGUCUAUGAUGAUGGGUUUAAAACAAGUCCCAUUUCAAAGUGAGAUGAAGUCAACCUGGCUGUAAGCAGGUUUGGAAAGCACAAUCAGAAUACAAAGUUGAGGAUUUAGCAAAUUUUGUUCUAAGAUUUUGAUCAUGUUAAUGAUACAAAUGCUCUUUUUGAUCUCAUUUCUUGUUAGACUUUAUGGCUAUGAGAAUUCGUUGAACAACAUGACAAAUGUGGAAAUAGAAACUUUGACCUGCUUCGUAGCUCAAUUUACUUUAGGUUUCACGUUUUAGAUACUGUUUAUUUGUGUUUACAUCCCAACAACAACCGGCUGAUGAAAUUUUUGGAAAAUAAAACUGUAUGUUUAGAUAUCCCAUAAUUCACCACCACCAAUCUUAGAGCACAAUGUGCAGGCUUCUUUGACUAAAGCAAGCUACUUUCAUGAGAUGACAGGGAAAGUUAAACACUGUUAAGACAUGCAACUCUGACAUGCAAAGUCUAGCUCACUCUUGUUUUUUUUCCCCCAAAGUAGCCUACCCAAGCUUUAAGCCUAUUCCGUUGCAAUGGCAUGGGCUGAGUGGUUAGUGUCAGUGUAGUUUGACAGUAGGCCAAGGCUCCCCUGCACAAACUUAAGAGUCAAAGUUUGUAAUGUAGCUUUUAAUUAAACUUUGAGUAUGAGCAUAUCUGCAUCUUUCCCUGUACUAUUCCCCCCAAAAAAGCAUAGGAUGCAGAAGAAUACACGUUACAUAAAACUGGUUUCUGUGUAACUCACUAUAACAUCUUGAAUAGGGAAGUGGUUCAUAAUACCAUUUCCCACAAGCUAUGUUUUUAUUAUAAGGGCUGUAUUUUCAGCAUGGUGCAGGCGUGGCGUAAGUCAGGUCCGCUGACAAGGCGUUCCCAAGCACAAUUUGGUGUUUUGGUGAGCAGCGCAGCCCGGCGCAAGUGUUCCCUCUCCCUAACUCAGCUCCUUCCAACGGCGUAAGUCGUAGAGAGGGAGGAGAGAAGGCAUGGAGUGGAUUUAAAACAGCCGAGUCCUGUAUUCACCAAUCACAUCAGCUCCUCUCCUCACCUUUAAAUCUGCCAACGGCGAGGUGUAUUACAAUUUUCGUGCAGUAGUCAAAGAGAUCAAGAGAUGUCUGAAGACAGCAAUGCCACACGAUGGCGACAGAAGGCAGCUCCUCAACAAGUGUCGCUGUAAGCGCUGCAGAGGGUGUUCUCCACACUCCCUCAUAUAAGCAUAUGGUGUGUGGAAUGUUGUACCCACUGGUAAGACAAACAUCCUUUUCCACAAAUAAAGACAAUCACAACAAGUUUCAUAUAUUUAAACCCACAUGGCAAAGGUGGGUUGUGCGCACAGAUCACAACACAAACUCCAAUAAUGGCAUUAUAAUUGGAACUACCUGUGCGUAAAGGACGCAUCAUGCUCCAUGGCCUGGCUGUUUCGUUCAUAGAUGUUGGCAUAUUAAAUGAAUUUGGCUCGUGCAAAUGAAUAUUAUAAUAUUUAUAUGUGGGCCUGACCCCAGAUUGAAUAUUCACAGAAUUUUAAGGAUGUGAGAACAUCAGAUAAACAGGUAAUUUUUGAAUGUAAGUUUCUUUUAUUUUUUUGUUCAAAUUUUCAAAGUAAAUAACUCAUCUGAUCACUAAAGUUAAUCAUCUGGUCAGCCGUGCCACAAUAAUCCAAGUUUUCCACACCGUUGGAUGGAUUCAAAAGCGUGUGCCUUUAAUGAAUUCAUUCAGGCUAUUCAGAUAAGCCGAAAACAACAGCCCUGUGAUUCGGAGUAUCUGCUGUCCCGAAAAUAUAAUGUUCUCUAACUUGACAGCUUACUGUACACUUUAUAUACUCAGGUACAUCUCUAUAUGUAUAUUUUUUAAACACAUGAAAACAGAAAAAAAAUUUGCUGCUCCAUUUGACAUGUUGUCAUGAUCCAAUACUUAUGUUUUUUAAAAUACAAUCAUUUUCUUCCACUUUAAGAAGCUUAUGAGUGGAUGGGAUGCAGGGGAUGCAUUCUACGGCAGGGGUGCAUUCUACAGCACAACACCGGUCAAGCUGUGAGGGGAAGAAGGAGAAUAAGCGGGGAGACAAAUUAAAUAUCUUAACUUCAUCAUGUGUGACUGUUUACUGGAUAUUUAUUUAAAUGCGGUUUCAGCUGUGUUAAUUCAGUCAGGUUGAGUGUCCAAACGCGUGCGAAAUACGCUCAUGCAAAAUGCGCUCACCUCAUAUAGAUCAGAAUAUAUUGAUAUAGAUCUAAAAGUAUGUGCUGACUCAUAUAGUUGCACUGAAUAGUGGUUGUUGAUUAUUUAUUCCACUGAAAUGUGCCUGACACUGUGGAAACCUGCAGGUGAAGGAUUGGUGACGCGUGUGUCUACCGAAAUAGCACUAGACCAGCUUCGCUCUGCCUGUGCUGAAAGCUGACCAGGAUUGAAUUGGUGAGCUUUCAGUGCACUUUUCAUGCCGCUGGCGAGCACUAAAAUGUCACUGCGCCAGUUGAUUCUGUCAACACCUCCCCCUACUGCGUCACUACGCCCAGCUUGGCGCACCUCGGAGCGCCUCAGUCUGCAAAAAUACCAAACUGGCUUUGCACCAGGCUCUGCCAGACAAAAAUACCACUGCGCGACUGCGCCACCAUCCGCCGCCACGAAAAUAGAGCCCCAAGUGUGUAAUGAGACAUUUACAGGAAGAGCGCCAAGCUUGGCAGCAUGAAGGGGGAAGAGUGGAAAAGGGUUGUAUUUGGUGUGUCAUUGUUCUGUCAAGUGCUGCAGUGACCUCUCGUUUCACAAGCAUUCACACACAUUAAAGGUGCAUCAUUGCUCUUUAACAUUAGGACACCCGGAACAUGCAUCAUAUGUGUUUGUGUGGGUCAGCCUUAUUAAAACCUCUUAAUUAGUCUCCCAAUUUCCAUUUCACAAAGCUCCAUGUUUGAUUCAACCAUUGUGUGCUUUCCUGCUUGCAUGCAUUACCUGGUUUUCCUUCACUCACAAGCUUCUGCUAAAGCUUUUGUUUUAUAGCAGGGAGUUGCAGAAAUGAUUAAGACAAUUUUAAUUACUCUGUUCACCUCAAUUUUAGGAGAAGAAAGUCUAAAAACUGCCUGAUGAUUUUAAUAAUUCAACAUGGUCAUUCGAAAUGAAAGUCUAAAUGGGGCCAGGGCUGCCAGGUUCUGAUGUAGCAUGUCAGGACAGAAGGACAGGAACAGAGACAUUUUGUGUGUGCUGUUGUGUUUGAGCAGGAACAGAGUUGGACAGAAACACAGUGUAGACAGACUGUGUGUUUGUGUGCAAAAGAAAAGACAAAUAAAGCAUGUCAAGGUUUGUGUGUGAGGGGGUGGGCUCGCAUGUGGAUAGGCACGUGCUUGAACAGAUCACUGAGUACAAAUGCGUGCCUUUAUUUAUAUGAGUGAGAGAGGGAUGAUGAAGCUCAAUCUGAGCUAUUUCUGGCUUUAUGACUAUUUACUGAGAGCUUUAACACAGGAUUAGAUUGAACCAAAACCAGGGGAGCUGUCCAAACUUUACUGAUGGCAAUACACCGAUUCAUAGACAUUAACCCCUUGGUGUAAAAGACAGGCGUCACAUGCAGGAAAUAAGGUUUAACACAUCAAUCCAAUUAACACCUACAGUAAGUUUCCCCUGGCAGUGAGUUUGGACCGCCAGGGAUUGAAACGCAAUGAUAACAACAAAUAGCCUUGUUAGCUCCAGAGGAAAGAGCGACAAGCAUUUGGCCUCUUUGUUCUUUCAUUUGAAUUUUACUUUUAGGGUACUUCAACCAUCUUCAAAUUUCAUCAAAGCUACAUUCCUUGUAAAGAUAGAUUUUAUGUACUGGUUUAGGAAAGUAAAGUAGAUUCUAAUAUACUACAUUUUUUAUAAUUGAAUGUUGUAGGUAUUGGUUAUGGAUGAAAACAACAGCAGUGCUGGUAUUUUUUAGAUUAGCAUUAUUCUUAACUGUGAUGAAAUCUGUCAUUAUCUGAAGGCAGUGAGACACUAGAAGAUGGUUAAUGUGUAAAAGUACUCUGGAAUUUAGUUUCUUUAGAACAGCUGCUAAUGAAGCAGAAAUCUGUGACUUUAACGGUCCCAAGGGAAACUUCUAGGUUUUUGUUGAUUCUGUCACCCUCUUUGUGACUAUUUGGAUUUUUUUUGUGCAAUAAGGAAAAAAGAAUUAAAUUGGUCUUUUUUUUUUUAAUAUCCAAUAUGCAACUCACUAUCUUGGACCUGGCAUAUCAAAUAAUCAGCCUUUUUCCUCAUUGUUUUGUUUGCUUUUGUAGGUGAUACAGAGCCAUCAAAACAACUUUUAUUAUGUUUCGUUUUCAGACCAAAAUGUGAAAUUUCCAAAUCAAAAUAUAGAAACUUACUGCAACACUGGCAUUCCACCCAACACAGCCAGAACAGCUGUAGGUAAAAUAAAAAUAAUUAAACAUUUCACACAUACCCACUCACUUAUAAUAACUUUGCUUCUAAAGAGUCUUUAAAGUAGAUGUUUUCAAAAAAGAAUGAUGAAAAAGCAAUGAGUGUGAACCAGUAGGAUAAUGAAAAAUGUAACUGCCAGGGAGAGCAGUCUGAAAAGUUUGUCCUCAACAGAUAACUGGCAUCUUGUGUAAACACUGAAUAAUGGGGAAAUGCAAUCCUGAUGAUAUCUAUCCAACAGUGAUUAAUCAUGCAAACUACACAUACACUCACCGGCCACUUUAUUAGGUACACCAUGCUAGUAACGGGUUGGACCCCCUUUUGCCUUCAGAACUGCCUCAAUUCUUCGUGGCAUAGAUUCAACAAGGUGCUGGAAGCAUUCCUCAGAGAGCUUGGUCCAUAUUGACAUGAUGGCAUCACACAGUUGCCGCAGAUUUGUCGGCUGCACAUCCAUGAUGCGAAUCUCCCGUUCCACCACAUCCCAAAGAUGCUCUAUUGGAUUGAGAUCUGGUGACUGUGGAGGCCAUUUGAGUACAGUGAACUCAUUGUCAUGUUCAAGAAACCAGUCUGAGAUGAUUCCAGCUUUAUGACAUGGCGCAUUAGCCUGCUGAAAGUAGCCAUCAGAAGUUGGGUACAUUGUGGUCAUAAAGGGAUGGACAUGGUCAGCAACAAUACUCAGGUAGGCUGUGGCGUUGCAACGAUGCUCAAUUGGUACCAAGGGGCCCAAAGAGUGCCAAGAAAAUAUUCCCCACACCAUGACACCACCACCACCAGCCUGAACCGUUGAUACAAGGCAGGAUGGAUCCAUGCUUUCAUGUUGUUGACGCCAAAUUCUGACCCUACCAUCCGAAUGUCGCAGCAGAAAUCGAGACUCAUCAGACCAGGCAACGUUUUUCCAAUCUUCUAUUGUCCAAUUUCGAUGAGCUUGUGCAAAUUGUAGCCUCAGUUUCCUGUUCUUAGCUGAAAGGAGUGGCACCCGGUGUGGUCUUCUGCUGCUGUAGCCCAUCUGCCUCAAAGUUCGACGUACUGUGUGUUCAGAGAUGCUCUUCUGCCUACCUUGGUUGUAACGGGUGGUUAUUUGAGUCACUGUUGCCUUUCUAUCAGCUCGAACCAGUCUGGCCAUUCUCCUCUGACCUCUGGCAUCAACAAGGCAUUUCCGCCCACAGAACUGCCGCUCACUGGAUAUUUUUUCUUUUUCGGACCAUUCUCUGUAAACCCUAGAGAUGGUUGUGCGUGAAAAUCCCAGUAGAUCAGCAGUUUCUGAAAUACUCAGACCAGCCCUUCUGGCACCAACAACCAUGCCACGUUCAAAGUCACUCAAAUCACCUUUCUUCCCCAUAAUGAUGCUCGGUUUGAACUGCAGGAGAUUGUCUUGACCAUGUCUACAUGCCUAAAUGCACUAAGUUGCCGCCAUGUGAUUGGCUGAUUAGAAAUUAAGUGUUAACGAGCAGUUGGACAGGUGUACCUAAUAAAGUGGCCGGUGAGUGUAUAUUUUCACAGGUGUCUCAUAUGAAAAGUCAAACCUGUCUAAUGCAAGCUUUGUGAGUGUUGCUAAUUUAAAAAAAAAAAAAAAAAAGAAGGUUGUUUUAAUGGUCUGGAAGCAAGGCUAAGCUAACUAACCCCAAGCCGUAGCUUUAUAUUUCCAGUGUAGCCCUAAAAGUGAAGUGAGCCUUCUUUAACUCCUGUAAAGUAUUUGAAAUAAGCCAUAAUAUCACACUGUUUCUCAAAACAUCCUGCUGCAUUAUCCAUUACAUAUUCCUUAUUUCCUCAUAUUUCAAACAUAUAUAUAAAAAACCUCUUUAUAUAAGCCUUACAAUUGGUCCAUUAUUAUUUAGUAAGGUUUCCAGAAUCUGCCAAAGUGCACUCACUCUGAAUCUCUAAUACCCACUGUUUAUAAUCACUAGUAAUGAUAAAAACUAUUUCCAUAGUUUAGUCUUAGGGCACAUUCAUACCAGGACUGUUUGGUUUGUUUUAAAAAGACCAUGGUCCCCAUACCCCUUACUCCUUUGGUCCAGGUGGUAUGAACGUGCAAGCAAACCAUGGUCUUGAUCAAACAGACGGACUGUGGUCCUCUUGAAAAUGCCGAAUUCGGUCCCCUUUCAAACGCGCCGUGGUCUGGUCCGCAGCAGUUGUGAACACAGCACUGAUGCAGCCAGACUUUUUAUAUGUAAAUAUAAACUAAUAACACAUUUACACUGUAAUAAAGCCGGGAAAUAAUGCCUGGAGGUUGGGCAUAAUUUCCCGGGGUUGGGCUGGAGGUUGCAGCGGAUGGAGAACAGCCGGUCAAAACUGGACGAAUGGCAGAUGGUUUGUGUUCUAAUACAGUAGUUUGGUGAUAGAUAUUUAAUACCUGUGUAUUCUUCUGCUCAACAAACACACUGACAAUUUGUUAAAAGCAUUCCUUUGCAUCAAUGCCUGGUGUCUCCUUGCACAACCUCUCCGCCACCUCUGGAGAAUUGCAUGAAGCUAGGUGCCCAUUGUUCUCUCUGGUCAGCUACUUUCUGUACGUUGUGGGACAAUGAAGAUUGUUCCCCAAAUGAGCAGGUGACAGACAGUGAUUUUCCCUCAUAAUUUUCCCCCUUUUUUUUUUUUUUUUUUUAAACCAUUUGGUUUGCUUAGCAAAAAGUCCCCUAGGAAUGCUCAACGGACCAAAUGCAAAAUGCAACAGUGUAAACAUUUGGUCCCUGAUCCGGACCUUCUAAGCGGACUUUGGGUGAGAAAGGCCGCUAAGAUCUACCAAGAGCAGGGUUGGCUUCUGUAAAUGGUUUAAAUCUUCAUCACUUAUACUCAUCUCCUCUCCUCUUCAAAUUCCCUAAAGUACUCCCUUUCUUUGUUCACUGGCUUUAUGAAAAAGUAGAUGAAGAUUUGUUGGAGCUCUAUGUCUGCUCAUGGAUUGCUAUUCAAAGCUGGCAUACACCAAAUUGUUUUACUGAAGCAUGAUGAGAUGUACCUUGGUAUAAAAAUCCUCCCUAAUGAAAUUUUCAUGACAUUGUGGAAUAUUGUGCUCCAGUUGUGCUCUAUAAAUAGCCAGAUCGAAAGGACAGCUUCUGCUAUUUUUGACUGCAGGUGCUUUCCCUCCUAUUUCCUCAUCCUCACUUUCUCUUGAGUGAGCUUGCUGCGUUUGCUAUUUUUAGAUUUUCCCAUUUUAGCUUGGCAGGGGGUUCUGUGUGUGUGUGUGUGUGUGUGUGUGUGUGUGUGUGUGUGUAGAGGAUGGGGAUGGGGUUUGUGCUGUCAAUGAGCUGUCACUAAUGGUAGCAUACUAUGGCUGAAGCUUAGGAGAGGAAUGCAGAUAGCAUGAAGGGUUUAGUUUAUCAAGGGAAUGCCUCAUCAUUGAGCAGCAGUACCUGCAAAAAUGUAUUUAGGGGUUGUGUGCACGCGAGGCAAGCAUUAAAACAAUCAAAAGCUUCCGACAAGUGUAUGUCUUUUUUUUUUUUUUUUUUUUUCUUUAGAUUUCAUUGGAAAGCAAGUAGAACAACUGGCUUGUUACCGGAAGGUCAGUACUUUGAAUGCAGAGAGGGCUGCCAGUGAAUACUAAACACUAGCUGGUUUAAAGAGAUGUGUUUGCCCCUUGGUAUCACUGGGUAAAUCCUGAGGGUGUUUUUAUUUUAUGCUAUGAACGAAAAGGUGCUUUUUGUAUGCUGAAAACUGUGUGCACAUUCAGCAGUUCCUCUUAAGAGACAUACUGUAUGUUUUAAUAAAUACAUUAAGAAUGCAGCUUAUGUGGAAAUGCAUCCUAGUAAACCAGCUGUGGGAUUAAUCCCUGUUAAAUCUUACUUUCUUUUUCUUUUUCUGUCUUCAUUUUUCAUCGUCACAUCCCUACUGACUUCUACAGUGAAAUCUUUCCAUUCAUCGUUCCUUCAAUCCCGAGAUAUUCCUUAUCUCUCCCUUCUCUUUUUUUCCUCCAUCUUCUCCUCUCCCUCUCCUCUACUCUCUCUCCUCCCUUCUCACUGCUGGAGACUCAGCUGGCCUCCUGUGACACAAAAACAAGCUGGGUUGUUAUGGCAACCUUCUGUAGACCACGUUAAGUGAUACACAUUUAUUUUUAGAUGCCUCCUAUUCAGGACAAUCAGCAAUGGGUUAACAGGCAUGCUUGUGCCAGAGCAGCAGAUAUUUCUCACUGUACUUAUGGAAAGCAUGGCUCAAAAAACAUACCAACAUUUCCUCUCUUUGGCCACAGCCCAGGUAUCUGCAACUGAGGGAUGAUGAUUUGAAUACGAGGGGUCAUUACCUAUUUUAAGUGUAGCUAUGUAUUCAAGCACAGCAUUGUAAAACUGUCAGUUGGCUAGGCUAACUGACCCCAGUGUCAGUAACAUCCACUUAAACAGGAGGCACUGUAAUGCAUGUAAUGGCCUGCAGACAGCUCAUCAGAAAUCAUCACCACCGCCACUGGUUGCUUCUAUUGAAAUUGGUGUGUAGCCCUAUAUUUGAUUCGAAUAGAAUAGCCUGUGUUCAAAAGUAUGAUGGUGGGUGUUUUCUUUAUUAAAUCUUUAUUUUUAAGCCAUCACAAUCAGGCUAUUAAAUAUUCAUCCCUUCUCUUGCUUUGUACAAUAGAUAUUUACUUUAAAGAUGCAGUAUGUAAAAAUGAGGUUAUUCAGCAAAUCCAGUUGUAACAUUAGAUUUUGCAUUAAAAUGCUUCCUUGCUAACCGCUCCCAUUGGUGAGGUGACAGUGGUCUCUAAAGACAGAGAGCUCCUGUGAUGCAUGACGAAUAUGCACCUGGAUUUUUCAGAUUUCAAAAUGUCUAUCAUCACAAGUUCUUGAAUGCACAACAGCAACCACUCUCUUCUUCUUCGUCAACAGCUUGUGCAGUUGGUGUGUGGCCUCUCAUCAAAUAUAAUAUAUAUAAUAUACACCAACAUUACUAGUUUGCCUGUUCUGUACUACAAUAAGAACAUGCCUGUCAUGAUGGUGAUUUCUGUGUAAAGAGACCUAUGUCUUUUUAAAUAUAAAAGACUCUAAUCAGGAGAUUAUACACCUUUUACAUAGAUGAUUAUACCAAGUCUGUUCUGCUGAAUGCUGUCAUAUCCUACAUGCUGUACCUUUAAAGUCUAAACUCAAGACAGGAAAACUGACUGCAGAUACCCUGCGACCCCUAGCCACAAUACUGAUAAUGUGUCACAGUGCACCCAGAUCAGUGGCGGCUGCUGGUCUUUCAAGGAGGGGAAGCUCAUUUUUCUCGCCUACAUCAUAAUUGUGUUUGUUUAUUUGGAUGUAACAGAACAGAGUCGCCAAACACAACGGCAGUCGUUUUCAACAAAGACAAAAGUCGCUGAGGAUCGGUAAAGUCUCUGGAGCAGUUAAGAACAACAGAAUGAAUAACUUGGAAAAUGCUCUGGUAGAUGUUUUAUUCUUCAAGAUUGCUGAUUCGCUUGUUUAGCUGUCAAUCAAAAAAGGAUUUCGCCUCAGACAGCUCAUCCAAUCAUGGAUGCAGAAGCUCAGCGUCCUCAAGAAAGUUGGGACCGCCCUCUUGUCAUAGAACUCCAGAGACGCUGAGCGCCCGAUGGGCGGGACAAAGCCCAGCAUUUAUCCAAUGAGCGUCUAGUUUCGCUGCUGGAACAACCCACUUUGAGCUUCCACAUUGAAGUCAGCAGAAGCUGAGCAUCUGGCUGUGUGAAGCGCUGAGGCGCUGCGAGGAUGAAUGAGAACAAAGUUAUGCCGGUUACCUGUGAUUAUCAGCUUCUUAUCACAGUGUGAUAAGAAGCUGAUUCUGAACAAAAGAUGAAGGCUUUCUAGCGCGUAUUUAGUUAAUGAAAUGUACACACAGCAGUACGUAUUUCACCACUUUUCUUUCUUUGGGGGGGUGACAUUUUAAGGGAAGCUGAGCUUCCCUUGCAGCCUUAGAGCAAUCGCCAGUGACCCAGAUGUUUCUGUAACGCAAAAGUCUGGCUUUGCAAGGGGCUCUGAGGGCCAGACUCGGUGAUAACCAAGAACAGUGUGGUUGACCACUGGAGAGACAGUUGACAACUCGGAAAGACAGUGCAAGGGACAACAUGGGUUGGCACCCCAGCCUGUGUCUUUCGUGAAAAAGAACCCUAUAACUAACAUGCUACAGACAGCCUUAAAGACUCAUACCCCAGGACAUCAUGAGAGAAGGCGAGGAUGAGAUCUCAAAUCGGACAGACCCAAGGCUAUUGACCAAUGCAAAUGGACCGACUAUGAGCAUAACAUCUAUUUGCGGAAAGCUGUGCAAGAACCAGUGUGGCCUAAGAAUCCACCAGGUCAGAAUUAAAUGUCUGGAACUGGGGAAUGAAGUGCAAUGCACAGGACUUCGAUCUGGUGAGACAAGAGGGGCCUGAAGGCAAAGCUGCCUCCAUUGCUCAUCCCUUUGGUUUCAUGAAGUAACUGCUUGGAGACAAGCGCAGUGGCUGUCUGAAGUGCUCUAUAGAGGAAGUGAACUGCUUCCUUCAGGACUCCUAAAGCAACCCAAUUAGGGAAAAGAUCUGGAUGUCAACGAAUCUGUAAUCCCAUCCCCCAACAACAGCAUUCAGUCUGAGGGGGCCAAGUUUUAAGUAGGUGGAGGAGGUCAUCAAGACAGCUCAAGCAGCAGCAGGACCCAGUUGAGAACUCUUGUCUAGAAGUGCUUCCCAGAGCUUCUCUGGCACCUUAGGAAGACAAGCAGUCUUGCCCUCCCAAGCAAAGUUAAAUUCCAUGUAUGGAGAAAGAGUGAGACACCUCUGCCAUUUCUGCUCAGGAAGAGGCUCCUGGGAACAUUUCCUUAAGAGCUGAUCUAGGGCUCUUGCAGAUGGCUAUUACUGUUUACGCCAUGACCAGGUGCUUAAGAAAGUAGAUGAGAGUUUAGCCUCAACCAUCAGCACCAACAAACACCAUCAUCCUUGGAAGAGGGCAGUCUCUUUCGUGAAGGCUAGAGAGAAGCCUCGUGCACACACGCAAACAACAACAGGACUACUCCACACAGCUUCUGACUGGCAGCUGCAGGUCCAUGUGGGAAAGCACAGACAUGAUCACCACCUCUGAGGCUUCCAUACAUUGCUGGAGCUGAUGGUGCACAUAGAACAGCAUUUAGAGGAAGCCAAUAAGAGGAAACAUGCCAAGCACCAAGAGCUGGUGGGGAAGUGCAGGGCAGAGGCUGGAAAACCCUCUAUGAGCCCAUAGGGGUUGACUGCAGAGGCUUUGCAGGCCGGUCAGUCUGCAGGAUCCUCUUAAGCUGAGUGUGAUGGGGGGCAUCCAAGAAGACGGCCAUUUAAUCUCCAAGUGAAGCUACAGAGAAAACUACAAUAUGGCUUUGGAUGAAGAAGGCUGAUCCAUGGGUUGCUGCUGGGAUGCAGGUUGAGGCUUGAUUAAGCCUGGCCUGGUCACCUGGGGGGGGGGGCCCAAAACACCAUGUGACCCCAGGCCACAACACUUAUGUGUCCCAGCACAUCCAGGAGAUGUGUCUUUAUAGCUUGACUGAACUGAUUAAUCCAUGGAGGGAUAGAGGUCCUUUUGGGUUUGUUUCAUAUUACAUCUUUCAUUAUUGUCUAACAUGUCAUAUGCUCUGUGUCUCUGUCUCUUUUUCCCAUUCUCUCUUUCAGACACAAACAUAUGUGAGUAUCCAGACCCUUGUCAGUCCAGAUGGCUAUUUUUUUUCUUGAGCCAGUGCUUUCAGCACAGUGCUACUUUUGAGAUGUUGGCAUUUGGCAGUUGCUCCAUUGCCCUGUGCCUGUGCUACGAACAGCUUGUGCCAACACAAUAGAACCCCUCUGUCAUUUUGCUGGCUUAAUAUGAGACCCUUCCCCACAGCUUGUCCCAGUUCCAGGUUUAUUUUACUAGGUUCAUCAAGUUCCUUUCAGAGGUUCGCGUAACAGAACCAUUGUUUAUAAACUGCAGUGCUUUUUGACCCUUUCAUCUGAUAAACUAACAAUCUAUGCUUACCAGCAGACAGUGUUCAAAUGGACAAUUUUGUGGAUUUCAGUUUAAAGCAUUGUAACAGGCCUUAUAUUAACUAAUAUCUGGCUUUGUUUGGACAAAAAUAUCCUAUCAAAUAUCCAAUAAACUGACACAAUGUUUUACUUUGCUCAACUUCAUGUUAACCUUCAUAAAAUCUAUAGAUCAGGACCAUUGUGCUUCAAAGUGGGGGGUAUUAUAUUUCAUAGAGACAAUAGUUGGCAGAAAAAUCUUUAAUGUCAAGAAAAUGAGCCAGAUAUAAAAAUCGCAUAACAAUAUGAUGUCAACACAUAGAUGAAGAAGGUCUGCAACACACAAGAAAUUGUGCACCAUUUAAUGUGGGGUAGGCAGGAUCCUGUUAAAGAAGCAUCAUUUUUGUUGUAUAUAUACAAAAAAGUUUUUAAUAUCAGUCAGUAGCUAUUAGUUAUUGAUAACAUUUGGUAAUAUCACAAUAUAGCUGUGUUCUUUUAUGUCUGUGUAGUCAACAUUUUAAAACUUUUGAGAGUCUCACUCAUUCUGACUGUAAACAAAGCCAUUCUCCUCGUCCCCAACCUGAUUGGUUGUGAGGCGAAUGCUACUCCUUAGUGCUGAUUGGAUGUGAGGCGGACGCUGCUCCCUCAUGUUGUGAUUCACACUCUGAGUCCUCGAAUAACAUUCACGAGCCCCAACAAAGUAAGCGUGCCACAUUAUCGGACAGUAGAAACCAACCAGAAAGUAUGGAAAAUUGUCUGAAUCCUCCUUUGGCCACGACUGGCAACACAAGAAAGAAAACAAAGUAAAUACUGGAGACUCUGGCGGAAUAAAGGGCGCUUAAACAAGAGGAGGUAGACCACACAAGAGCUAAAAAGUCAUGUCAACAUCAGUGGGGCAUAAACAAUGGGGGAUGCUUAGGGAUCUUACGGACCCUAUAACCUUUCUGCUGGACAGGUAAACCACUUUAACAAAGUAAGCCAAGUGUCUGUAACAGAAGUGUUUCUUGUCCAUUGGGACCUGCUGCGUUUUGUAGUUGUAGUGUUGUAGUUGUUGUCUCGCAAACAUUGGGCUCUAUUUUCGUGCCCGCCGGCGGCGCUGCAGAGGGUGGCGGACCCCAUGCAGUGGUAUUUUCGUCCGGCGGAGCCCAGUGCACAGCCAGUUUUGUAUUUUUCAUGGACUGAGGUGCACCAAGAUCCACCAAGCUGGGCGUGGUAGGGGGAGGUGUGAGCUUGCACAGUGGCAUUUUCGUGCACUGAAAGCUCGCCGAUUCAAACCUGGUCAGCUUUUAGCGCAGGCGGAGGGCUUCAGACAUCUCUUGAUCUCUUUGACUACUGCACGACAAUUGUAAUAUGCCUUGCCAGUGGCGGAUUUAAAAGUGAGGAGAGGAGCUGAUCUGAUUGGUGAAAACAGGUCUCUCCUCCCUCGCUACGAGUUACGCCGGGCUGCACCGCUCACCAAAGUACCAAAGUGUGCUUGGGCACGCCUUGUCAGCGCGUCGGACCUUACUUACGCUGCGCCUAUGCCACGCCGCUGGCAAGGAACGAAAAUAAAGCCCAUUGUGUUUGCUGGUGGUCUGUUGGCAUCUACAGUUGCACCAAUGCUUUUUGCUUUCACAUUGACUGGGCCCCAUUUGUAAUUAUCUGAAUUAUUUAUGUGCAUUAAAUCUGAAUUUAAUUAAUUAGAAUUGUUUGUGGGCGGGGCUUGCUUGAGCAGAGAGGGAGGGGAGAGGAGGAGCUGAGGGGAAAACUGGUUUGGAGGGUCAGUGUUUACAUUCAAGAUUUCUCCCAAAAAGUGGCGCUUUUUUAGAUCCUGCCUACCCCACCUUUAAGUAAAUUAAAAUACCAAGCAAUAUCUAGUGAUUAGUGUCCAGUGUGAAAAAAUCCCUUGCUCACCCCUGGUGAAGCAUUAGUUUUGGUGCUCGACAAGUAUGAUUCUCCAUUGGUCAAAUUUUAACAUAUAUCACUGCAAACUCUACAAUACGCACAACAGCAACCACUCUGUUAUUCUUUGUCUAUGGUUUGUCUAUGUUUCUGUGGUUUGUCUAGGUUCUGCCUCAGAGUCAGCAGCAGUAGUUGAUGAGCCUGCAUAAUAACAGUUAUCAGACUGAAGCCACUGUAGGAAUACUAAUUACAGGAGGACACCAAAAGGGCAUCACAUGCCUUGCAAUAAAUUAUCUUACUGAGCUAUGCAAAUGGGAUUUGCAUGAGCAUAAACAUAGGUAUGCACAUGUGCAGUUUUAUAAAGAUGCAAAAAAAAGCACAAGUGUAAGCAGGACAAUGUGCAUGGAUGGAAAAUGGAGUCACUUUCACAAAGGCUAAGAUGGUUCAGUUAGAAAACCCUUUUACUGCGAAAUCCUGUGGAGGCCUUAUUAAACCAAAGAUAUACUAACAGUGAAGAAAAAAGUGCUUUUAAUCAGUCAGUGCUAGAUUUUCUCCUACAAGAUUCAUCUGACUUGAACAGAAACUGAUGAGGACAAAAAUCCCCCCAUUGUUAUAAACUGCCACUCUUUAUUUGCUGUAGUCAGAUGUACCGUUCCUUAUAAUUAACUUGCUUAUUGAUCUAUCUCAAGGUGAAGACGAUAGCUCCCUAUGGUUUAUAAGUGUAAUUAGAUAACUGUUACAUUGACAGAGGCCUGAAUGACAGAAAGGGGGGAGAAAAAUGGGAUAUUAGUUGGAUAGAAAUUCCAAGAUUACCAGUAGUUGGCUGUGCACAUGUUCACACGUUUGCAGCAAGACAUUCACAUUUGGAAAAUUAGAUUGCAUGAGGUUGAUUGCACCUGCACCUGGACAGAAAGUUAAUCUCACUAGUGUUGCAUUUGUGGCUCAAAGUCGCUUAAAUUUCUCGUCCCAUUAGAGCCAUGACGCCUUGGCUUGUCCCUUACAUGAAGUUUCGUCAUGUCUGUUAUCACUCUAAUCUCUUCACAAUGUUAAGGUGUCAUCUGUUAGCUCUGCACACAGGGUGCUGCUGAGUGGCAGGUGCCCUGUAAUCUGCCAACCAUCUGGUGUGUGCACAGACAAGGCCUCCAUCUAAAAAUUGUCCUGAAUACUAGAAUUCACCUGUACUGUUUGUGUGACCUGCAAAAACCAUGCACAAAUACAUACAGGCCCAAGCUUACAUACAUCACACUUCUGUUCCUGUGGAGCAGAGUGCUGGAGAGGGAGUGAGAGUGAGCAUAUAAGUACAUGUUGACACUGUUGCUAGUUGUGAUAUUGUUGUUUGAGUCACAAGGUUGCCAGGCAGUCUAAUUACACUGUGCAGGCUAGCACGAAUCAGCAACCAAACUGAGAUAAUACUGAAGAAGAGUCAUUCUUAACAAGCUUGAAACACUGAGCCAGAAUUACUGGCUGUGAUAAUACUCCCAGCAAUAACAGUUUUAGGGCCAUUUGAUCAUAUUUUCAUCAUUCUAUCUAAGCUGAUGGAAACAUGGCAGUACUGUUGUGCUAUGGAAAAGGAUGGAGAUAUGCAUGCCUGUCAUAUACAGAGAAAAAAGAUGAUAUGCAGUUUUCCUGAUUAAGUGAUAUUUCUUGAUUAAAGAACUGCACUCAUGGAAAAAAAUGAACAGAAUGAUAGUACAAUCAUUGGGCCUAGCUGAACUGUUGAGGGCACUGGCAGACAUGAUUAAUGAUAUUUCCUGGAAUUGUCUUGAGAGUAAUGAAGAAUUUCAAGUAUGCCAGUGACCUGCAAAUGUCUUGCAAAUCUCUCAAGAUUUUUUUUAUUUGACUUAUAGUUGUGCAUAUUCAGAAUGCAUGUAGAGUAGAGCCUCUUCAACCUCAAUGAUUCAUUCUGUGUUUCAUCAAGAAGAUGAAUGGCAAUAACAAGAGCACAGACUGAUGCCCAUAGUUAAUAGAAUAAAGGCAGGGGAAACAAUCCAUAGCAUAAUAUGUCUGAAUGAUGAAUGUGUCUGAAAAUGUUCCCUUUCUUUUGUUUCCUCAGUUCGAAGGAGAGGAAGAGAACAGACGUGCAGAGGAGGGCAAAGCCCGUUAUCUCCAGAAUAAAGCGAAGAGGCUUGCAGAUAAGGAGCGCCAAAGUGCUGCUGCUCACCAAAGUUAAACUUCUGUAAAAGCAGUAUAACCAACUCCACAUAUACAGUAUGAAAAAAGUCUCAUGUCCUCUAAAUGUAGCCUCCAACUUGUGACUUUAACCUGUGACUAGUAUUUUUCUGUACUCCUCACCAAAGUGUCCACAACUAGCUGAAUAUGUAUGUGAAAGUAAGAGUUCAUAUUUUAUUUUGGCAAGAUUUGAUUCCUGUUUGAAGACAGAAUAAGAAAGAAAUCUAUUUUAUUGUAGGAACAUCUUUAAGUAUGAAGACUUCUUGAUUGUUGCAAAUGCAGAGUAAGAGUCUGAGUUGAAAUGAGAUGAAUAAAUGAGUGAAUAAUGAUGAUUAAAGAUCUGAGUGUGAGUGUG